Molecule: messenger RNA, 71208 nt
Organism: Podarcis lilfordi (Lilford's wall lizard)
Lineage: Eukaryota; Metazoa; Chordata; Lepidosauria; Squamata; Lacertidae
Source: the annotation of a GenBank genome assembly
AUGUUAUGUGACCCAAAGAGCCCUGGCUCAAAAGAUCAGCCCAUUCGGGUCAGUUCUCUGUGAAGUAACACUUUCCCCACCACCACCACUCUGCUGGGUUUCAUCUUAUGCAGACCAGCAUAACAAUAGCAUAAUAAAUGAUCAAAAGUUGGUGUGAACUUCCUAUUUUUCAUUUUUCACUUUCCUGACUUAACUCUUAUGGAAAGCUGCCUUAUAAAAGGUCAGAAUAUUUGCCUGAGUUGCUAGCUAGCCUCCUGUAGUCUAGCACAGGUUUUGGGCAUCUUUUUUAACCCCAAGGGCCGCAUUCCUUUGUGGGGAGACUUCUGAGGGCCGCAUGUUAGUGGUGGGCGGGGCUAGAGGCAAAAGUGGGUGAGGUGAUGGAUGAGACUCUUACCUUUGUCCAAUAGGCUACACUCCAGCCAUGCCAGAGGUUCCUACACCCGUCCACAACUUUCCAGUCUCUACUUAGGCAAGGAAGAGGUACGACUGUGACUCAAGUGGAAGAGCCAUGGCUAAGUGGCAAAGCAUGCAGAAGGUCCUGAGUUCAAUCUCCAGUAGCUCCAGAUAGGGUUGGGCCUGAAGAGACCCCGGCUGUUGUUGGACUACAACUCCCAUCAUCCCUAGCUAGCAGGAGCAGUGGUCAGGGAUGAUGGGCGUUGUAAUCCAACAACAGCUGGGGACCCAAGUUUGACAAAUGCAGGCACUGCAGAUAAUACCAGCCAGCUGGACCAAUGGGCUGACUCAGUGGAAGGUAGCUUCCUAUGUACCUCACACAGCAGCUUGACUUGCAGGCAUUAGAGGUGACAUUUAUCUCCAUGUGGCUUCUGAAAAUGAAAUGCUUGUCAAAGGCUUGGGGGCAGGCUAGGCUGGUUCCUCUUUGAUUAACUGGCAAUGUUGUUUACUCUUAAGGGCUUGUUCACAACUGGAAAAGUGUAGGGCAGGGGGGCAAUACUUAAGCCUGUCAGUGUUCUGGCUUGGCACAUAAAGGUGCUCACUGUUUUGGCACCAGCAGGAGAACCAAUUUGAUUGACAGGCCUUUUGAGUGAUGCAUGUGGUCAACAUCUCCUGUCGACACCUGAAUUCCUGCCAGGAGUGGCAGCAGCCCAGCAGUGGCACCAGCAGUUUGAUCCUGACAGCAAGGCCUGGAUCGGAGAAGAUAUCUUUCUUCACGAAGAGACACCUGAUAACUCCUGAGUGGGGGAGCCGUGAAUAAGUUAUCCAUCUCCUUGCUGAGGGAGAUAAAUGUCAUAUCAGGCCGAAGCCAUCAUCUGUGCGUAGCAGCAAUUCAAGCCGCUGCCUGGCAUUCCCUAUCAGCUCUCCGUGGACCAGGCGACGCGAGCUGUGCUGAGGCUCCCAGACAAAAGCUUUGUUUCUGCCUUUUCAGUGGGCAAUGUGCAGGAAAUGUCAUCUGUCUCUUCGCAGAUGGGGAGCCAGCAACCUUCCUUCACCUGACCUUGCAGCCUGCCUCCGUAAUGGGAUGAAAAGAGAGGUCCCUAAAGAGUAGCACCGUGUGAGCUCACUGGGUAAAAAAACACAAAACCCUGCAGGAUCAAAAUAAGGGCCCUGAUGCUCUAGCCUUGUGCCUGAUCUGGUUUGCUUUCAACAAGGCCUGAGCCUCAGUUCUUGAAGCCUUAAUCUCUGGUGACUGGCACAUGUGGACUCAGAUAUUGUUAAUACAUUGCCAUAGCUGCCAUUAUGUGUUGAUGGCUCAGAGUGGAUGGGAGGAGCCACAGCGUAGCAGCAGAACACCUCCUUUGCAUGCAGAAGGUCAGGUUCAAUCACCAGCAUCUCCUGGUUAGGCUGGGAAAUAUUCCCUGUCUGAAACCCUGGAGAACUGCUGCCAGUCAGUGUAGACAAUACUGAGCUAGAUGGACCCAAAGUCUGACUCAGUACAGUGAAGCGCAACUCGUACAGCACGUUGGAGACAAAUAUUCACACAGUUGUUCAAAAAUAAUUUUACACCAUUUAUCAAAUAUGUGAGAAAGAGACAAUUACUUACAAAGUGCCAUGAAAACUUACAAACUACCUAAAAUAAAGUGAACUUGCAAUAUCAGAUUUUACUUUUGUUGUUGUUGUUGUUGUUUAGUCGUUUAGUUGUGUCUGAAUCUUCAUGACCCCAUGGACCAGAGCACGCCAAGCACUCCUAUCUUCCACUGCCUCCCACAGUUUGGUCAGACUCAUGUUUGUAGCUUCGAGAACACUGUCCAACCAUCUCGUCCUCUGUUGUCCCCUUCUCCUUGUGCCCUCCAUCUUUCCCAGCAUCAGGGUCUUUUCCAGGGAGUCUUCUCUUCUCAUGAGGUGGCCAAAGUACUGGAGCCUCAGCUUCAGGAUCUGUCCUUCCAGUGAGCAUUCAAUGCUGAUUUCCUUAAGAAUGGAUAAGUUUGAUCUUCUUGCAGUCCAUGGGACUCUCAAGAGUCUCCUCCAGACCAUAAUUCAAAAGCAUCAAUUCUUCGGCGAUCAGCCUUCCUUAUGGUCCAGCUUAGGUUCUUACAGACUCAGAUUUUUGGUUUUUUCUUGUUUUUUGAAAUAAGUUCAAGAAGAUUCAAGAAAAGGGUAAGUUCAACAUUGUUCCUGGUAGCUGUGAGGUGCUGAUGAAGCAGUGUAUGAAGUAAUAAAGAAGACAGGGUGCCAGCGUUCUACCCCCAUUUCGCCCUAGCAGUCCAUGCAUUUGAGAGGCUGCAGUUUCACCCCUGGUGGGGCUGAUUUGUUGGGGUUGGCAGAUAGCACACUCCCUGAGCACAGUUUUCUGGCCUUCUUCAGUUUUCUCGUGCCAUUGAUGCGUCUACUAGUGCUAACUGAUAAUAACUGAUAAUAAUCCAAACGGAAUCUUAUCAGAAUCAACAUAAUACACUUCUAGGUGUUCAAUUAAAUACAAAGUAAAUAUAAAUCCCCCCACUAUAUACAAAGAAUCCAUUUUGAUGCAAAAGUUCAUAAUUAUGUACUUACAUAUCUUUGAAGAGACAAUUUCUUGGCUUAAGCAUACAAGACUGAAUAGCUUAGCAAGGUAGCCCUGUUUGAUUACAGAUAUAUAUAUACAUUCUCUCAUUAUAGGUUUUUCAACAGGUGUUUUACAUCAGUAGAGAGGUGAGGAGGUGGAGUAGAGAAUGGACAUGAUACUAUUAAUACUUACAUCUCAUACAUUUCACAUCCAGAUACACAUUUCAAUACCCAUUGCUGUAAUUAAAUGAAAACUGAAAGAUCAAAUUUGGAAUUUAAUCAUACUGGCUGGAAUGUUUUAAAUAAAAAUAUUAAUCAUGCUUCUUGUUGUUUUAAUAUUUUUUGAUGUCCUGUUUGCUAUAUUUCCUAGGAACAAAUCACCAGAUCCCAAAGAACAAUAAGUCGGUGUCACUGUGUGUGUUUUUUAGCAUUUUUCUAGCACCAGCAUAGUGAAAGGCUGCAUCUCAGUGGUAGGGUGUCUCCUUUGCAAGCAGAAGGUUCCAGGUUCAAUCCCUGGCAUCUUCAGGUAGGGCUAGGAGAGACACCCUGUCUGGAACACCAGAGAGUCUUUCUAUGGCCACCCACUUAUUCUAAUAAGCAGGGUCUGGCCAGAACAUAAGGAGUUGACUGAGCACGUGCUGCAGCUGCCUCUCUCUUGUCUCUCUUCCACAUCAUGUGGUCACCAAGGGAGGAUGCUCUUUUGCCACUGCCUCCUAACCUGUUACCAUCUCAGUCUCCCUCAGUCUGGACUUGCCAUUCACUGGUGAUCUGGUGCAAGGUAGCAGGUGUGUUGCCUGACUGGAGCUGCUCCUCUCCUCCUUGCCGCCACUUAAACUCUAUUUUUGCUUUUUUGUUUUUUUUAAAAAAAGCUUUUAAAAAAUCAAAAUAUUACAAAUAAAAAGCACCCCAAGUUUCCAGUGCUUUGUCUCCCAACAGAUACAAUCUGGACCUCACUGCUUUAGAAAGUGGGCAUGGUGUGACAAUGCUUUUUGAUCUCUCCAGCCCAAGGAAUAAAAAUCAGCAGCAGGAUUUGUCUGGCCACAAAAGAGAGGUCCCAGAUAUUAGGUUUUUUUUAUGCCACACAUGGGUAUUUGGUUUUCUUUGCAGUACUGCAGGCAGCAUGCCUCUGAGCCCAUAGAUAAUGCUUUUCUCAAACUACAGCCCUAGACUACUUAAUCCAGCUAAGUUGAGGCAUUUAGCCACAAUGGUUAUGUUUCCAUUCCACUGUUGGAGACUGUCCCAGUUCCUGGGAAUCUCCAGUGGGGAGAGCACUGUUCCACUCAAGUCUUGCUUGUGGGGGCCUUCCCAUGGGCUUCUGGUUGGCCACUGUGAGAACAGAAUACUCACCUAGAUGUUGUCAUGUUUUGGGCUGCAGAGGCUCAAUAGGACGGGGCUUCUGUCUAUGCAGUAACUCAGGCUUGGAGAUUUUCUUUUUUUUUUUAAAUGAUAUUUAUUAAAAGUUUAAAGAUUACAGAAGAAAGAAGAAAAAAAGAAAUAACAAUAAAGUAGAAAACAAACAAUAACAAAACAUAUAAAACAUAUAAAAACCAUACAAUAAUACAGCAAAAAAACAGACAAAAAAGAAACUAAAAAACACAUCCAAUAUUCCAUGUCUUUACCUUUCCUUAACUUAUUUCAUCAACCUCCUCACACCUCUCUUUUUUUGUAUUCUAGUUCAAUUCACUAUUUCAGCAAGUUCUUCCCAUCUUUCUCAAUUUUGAUUCUAUAGUUUUAACUAUCUAACCUUAGAUUUUUUUCAAUUUAACCCAAUAUCAAUCAACUUUUACUUAAUUCUUUGUUGCAUUUCUACUAAAACCAUGUUAAUUCAUUCCCGCAUCCUUCUAACACUCAUUAAUUUUACAAUGUUUCUGUAAGUAUACUUUAAUUUUUUUCCAAUCUUCUUCCACUGACUCUUCUCCCUGGUCUCGAAUUCUGCCAGUCAUUUCCGCCAGUUCCAUAUAGUCCAUCAACUUCAUCUGCCAUUCUUCCCUGGUAGGUAGAUCUUGUGUCUUCCAGUAUUUCGCAAUGAGUAUUCUUGGAGGCUUGGAGAUUUUCAGUACUUUCUUUUUGUAAACCACUUUGAGUGUAUUUUACAAUCGGCAUAUAAAUUUUACGAAAUAAAAAUAAAAUAACUUUUAAAGAGAGUUAAAAGUGGUGUGUCAAGGCCAGCCCUUCCCGCUGGAGCAAAAACACACGUUUCUUUCCUUUCACUGUUACCUCUGCUCAAAUAGGCCUUUGAAACAAGAUUAAAAAAACCUGUAUGACCUGUUUCACAGAGGCAAAAAUUGGGUGAGUGUACCCACAAGGAACCAUCCUUUAAUACAAUUAAUACUCCAUUCUCUGGCUAUUUUGACAUGUGGAUAUGUAGCCUUUUAUGACAACCAAUGAAAUGUGCCCAAACCAAACACCGGGAGUUCUGGUAGACACAAAAGCUUCUCAAGGAGUAAACAGGGUUAACUGCAAUAUCCAACCUGAGUUUAUAAGGUGAAGGGAGGGAGGGAGGCAGGCAGGCAGGAAGGAAGAUGCAAGCUGGUAAAAGCUUCCUGGUCAAUACAAUCUUCUGCUUCUUUCCUCAGUCCCACACAGAGAUGACCCACACAGAGUGAAGCAACAGCCUCAGGUGGAAGACACAGAUAUGGCCCCUGAGCCAUUCCCCAUUUUUGGAGAUCAGUGCUGUGAAUGUCACACAACCUGUCAUGCACCCCAUAAAGUAAUGGGAUCAGCCUUCACAGUAGAUGAUGUGUUGCUUCCACUGCUGGUCCAGUCAGCUUCUGCACUCCCACCAGCCUUCAGCAGCAGACAGUUAUUUUGGCCUAUGGCCUGUUUUGACAGUUAUCCUGCCUAUAGGACUUCUGGUCCUAAACAUCUGGAGGACGUCAGGAUAGAGCAGGCUGCUCCCCUCCACUUUGGUGGGCCUUAUGAUCUCUCAGAACCCUAAUGGACCUGGGCAGCUCUACUUAGGAGGGUUUUUUUAUAAUGUUGGGAGGGAAACGGGCAUAAAGUUGACCUAGUGAUUUCCACGAGGGAACACAGUUCCUGGAUCCCUGCUUCGGAAGGAGGAAGCCUCGGCACUUACUCCCGAGUAGGCAGGCGCUGGAGCUGCGCGGGAAGGCAAGUAAAGGGCAGCAGCAGCAGCCCAGCCUCCUUCUCAGCGAAGCCCGGGAAGGCAAAGUGGCGGAGGCGCGAUUCCAUCCAGCGCGCAGAGAAGAAGGAGGCUGGGAAGGAGCCGGAGUCGGUGGGAGAAGCCGGCGUCGGAUCGCGCCUCCUGGCCAGGCUGCUGCCGGGCUGGGCUUGCUGCAGCAGCAGUAGGGGUGGAGCGCCCCCUGCCGGGAGCCGCGCGAAGCCCGUCGCCGCAGCAGCAGCAGCAGGCAAGGCGCCGCCGCUGCCAGGCGCUGCAUCCAACGCGGCGCGUCCGGCAGGGCUGGGCUCCAUCAGAGCGGGAGCAGCAGCAGCAGCGAGCGGAGGCAGGAAGGCGGGCUGGGGGGCCGCCGCCGCCGCCUCUCCCAGGAGCCCGCCCGCCGCCUGCCCGGCUUGCUGGAGCCGAGAAGCCGCCCGACCGGCCAAGGCAGAGCUGCCUGCCAUGUCCCGGGGAGCCCGAGCGCCGCCGCUGCCGCCGCCGCGCAAGAGAAGCCCGGAGCCGCUGGCCAGGCUUUGAGGGAGACCGGGAGCCUUAGGCGGAGAGCGAGCGGCUUCCCGCGACGCGCUCUGCUAGGCGAGCGCCCGCCGCCCUCGUGCCCAGCUGAGCCACCCUCGCGGCUCGUCCUCCUGCGAGGGGGCGGACGGCGCUCCGAGGAUUCCCUGCCCGGGAGGUGGCGGAGCCCUCGGGAAGGAGAGAGAGGCGCCGAGCUGCGUUGUUGGACGGCGGCGAGCGAGAGCCGAGCGGCGGAGAGGGCAUUGGGGGGGCGGGGUGUCCCUCGCCAGAUGGCACACCGAAGGGGCGAGCGGAGGAGGCGGAGGCGGCUGCAGUAGCUGGAAGGCAGCUCAGGGAAGAGGAGGAGGGAAAAGGCGACGAAGCCGGCGAGGGAGCAGCGCCUGGCCACUCGCCCGCCGUCGAGGAAGGGACCCAGCUGAUCCCUCGCUGCGCACUGCCCCACCUGGGACCCGCGCGGCUGGCUUCACCCCAUGGCCCCGACCCAGCGCCAGGCCUGAAGGGGCAGCGAGAAUGAGGCCACGUCCAACGGCAGCCAGGCUUCUGCCCGGGCAAGCGGAGGGCGGCGGCCGCAGCGACAGCAGCAGCCGGUGAGCGGAGAGCCCGGCGCCCGGCGUGGGGAGCGCCAUUUACCAAAGAGCCGGAGAGUAGGCGCGCUAGCCAAGCGCCGACGCCCGCUUUCCUCCGACGCCGCUUCUGGGUCGCGAGCCACGCUCGGAGGGGCUCUGGAAAAGAGACGGACAGCUCCUCUCCCAAGGCAGGCGGGCGGAAGGGACCGCUAGGCAAGGCGCGCCGCUGGGACGUCGAGGGGCGCAUCGGGCAUCGCCAGGACUCGGAUCGCACCUGCUCAGGGCGCCCCCUCGCCCCAGUCGAUGAGCCUCUUGGGGGCCCGGGAACCCCGUUUGGAUUAACUGGUUCCCCUCCCUCUCUUUUUCCCGUCUUUCUUUCUCCCCAUCCCCUUUUUUUGGGUUCUCCGGGAACUGUCCGACGCCUGGCCACCUUCCUCGACUUCUCCUGGGACUAUUACCUCACCUCACCUCGCCACCGACCUCAGGACUGUAAGUUCCGCUCCGUUCUCUUUUACAGAGCUUACUAGCCUUCCGGCUGUAGGGAUGCGAUGGGAAGUGGAGGGAACAGAGCGAUUUGCGGGUGGGAGGUCGGUUAAGUUGCCUGAUGUCGUCGAGAGGGGAAACCCCCCCCCCCCCAGCACGCACUCGCGUCUUCUCUUUCUCUUGCCUUUGUUAUUUUGACCUUUUGGUGAAGUUUUUGCGGUUGGAGGAGAGGGAGACGGGCAUCCCUUGGCCUCUGGGUGUCCCAGCUGUGUUCCCCGCGCCUCGCACUCCCCGGGCAUGCUUGUAGCGGUGGUUUCUUUGAACUGUCCCAAAAGAUGAAGAGGUCCACUGCGCUCCUCCUCUGUCCGGAUCUCAACCGGGCAAGAGGGGCGCAAACCAGCAAAAGACAAAAACAAAACCGGGCUGGAUCCACCACCCGUUAUCCUACCACUUCCAAACAAAGGCGAAGGGUGGAGCGGGGGGAGAGAUAUGAGAGAGAGAGAGAGAGAGAGAGAGAGAGAGAGAUGUGGCCAGAUGUGCGCCCCCUGAACCGCCCUGCGCUACGCUUGGGGAGGUUCGCCAAAUACUCCACAACGAUUUCCCCGAGGGUUGGCUAUGGGGUCUCCUGAAUGCACUGUGGGGAAGGGGCUGCGUGGGGAAGGGGCGGCAGAACAGCCUGACUGGGCUUGGGAAGCCGCGCGCGCCUGGUGCCCCCUGACCUGGUGAUGGUUCCUGUACCUUGUCUCUCGAUGUACCCCCAAAAUUGCUGUUGUUGCUGCUGGGGCUGUUUUCUGAAGAAAAGACCAUGUCUUACUUUUGUGGUCCUCGCUCGCUCUGCUAUAGACCCGGCGGCUGCCCAAGUGACAGCCGCUUCAGCGCAGCCAAGGCGAGAGGCUGGUAUGGACCCGGUCGAGAGUCGUUGGAAGCACCCGAUACUUGACCGCUCCGCAACUCCGUCGCCUUGCAAGAGGAACCCCAAAGACCCCUUUCUUUCCACCCAGACGGAGAGAGGUUUAAGUGUUCCGAAGAAGGGGGUUCCGGUCCCGUUGCAGGAAGCUCCCUUCUGCCCCGUCUAAGGACGCCUUUGUUUGAUCCCUUGUGUUAAGUGCUCCGCAGACAUCACCAUCCUCUUCAAUUUAGCUGGAUAGUUAAUUCCUUAGAGGAAAUGUCCAAGCGCAGAAUGUGCGUGUGUGUUUUGUGGGGGAAGGCAGAUAGAGUUUCUUGGGGACAUUAAUUGGCAUGGUUGGAAGGGUGAGUGGAUGGAGCCUGACCCAGACCUGCCUGGUGCCUCUUUCCUCUUGCGCUAGUUGGAUGGUAUUAACUUGUGCGAUUUGGCAACUCAAACCUUCUGUAGGGAAAGGAAAGCUGGAGGUGGAGGAGCCAGGGGUGAGCAGCUUUGAAAUUGUGGGGUGCAGUUUUCAUAGAACCUCUGAUGUGGUUUUUAGGGAGUCUUGCUGAGAACCAUCGGGCAGAAUGGCAGGAAACCCAAAUGAGCCACUAAUUAGCAUGGGCCACCAAAGCCACUCAGACAUUGUUUUGUGUGAACCCUGUGCAAGGAAGACAAACAACUCUUGCCUCACUUUUCCCACCCGCCUGGUUACAAGUUGCCUGAGGAGCUUCUUAUCUAAGUUGAGUCCAGACAGUGUAAUUUUUAGGAAAUGAUCGUUGCAUACUUCAAAUAAGUAUCCUGGCUGAGUAAUCAUCCAUGCGCUAGGGUUUUGUCUUGUUUGGUUUUUUAAAAAAACACAUACACACACUGCCAGGCCUGGGAAGAUAUCUAACAGACCCCAAUUUGCACCUGAUUUGUUUUUUCCGCAUUGCCAGACUUGCUCGCAGCUUCAGACCUUGAGCCCAUGAACAUAAAUCAAAGAAAUGUCCCUGAGCGUAUGCAGAGAGUUUGCAUCCUCAUAACGGGCAAGGCCUAAGUAACUCCCAGGCCCAGUGUAGGGUGCAGAACUUCCAGCCCAGAAAAUGUGACUUCCAGAGAGUCUUAAAAUCCCAAUUCUUUCCAUAUCAGAAAUUAGGCGCAAAGUGUGUGUGAAUAGGAAGGGGGUUGUCCGUGGGGCAGGACUGCAGAAUGUGAACAAAUGAACCUCCAUGAUUAUGACUUGGCAGAAUUAAUAAAUCAAUGUGCUUAAGGAAGUGGGCUGGAAGGGAGUCCCUCCCUUCAUUCACCACCGUCAAGCUCAAUACUAUUUAGAAAUGAUAUUUCACAACCCCAUAAUCCCAUAUGAGUGAGCUGGCUGUGAUUGCUCCACUGGGAAAGGGUUUUUUCACUUUGCACAUGCUCAGAGGUAUUGUCUUCUUUGUUGUGGCUACCCCCAUCCCUGGGCUCAGCCUUGUAACUGAAAAUAAAUUCUGGGACAAAGGAGUUGUGAGCCCAGCAAAACAACUUAGGUUGCAAGCUACAAAUCUGGACUCUGCAUCUGUGUCAUGAACCACUCUAGAUUAAAUCCUUUGCAGUCUCGGUAAAUUAGCUGCACAUCUGUUUGUGAGGCUGGGGUUGGUUUUUUAUUUUUCUUUUGUUUUUUUCCAAAUCUCCAGUUCCAGAUAUUUUCGCCCUUCUAAAGAACAAAGGGAGUAGAUUUCAUCUACCACCCCACAAACCCACAAGCACUCUAAGCAAAACGCUGCCUUUCUAUUCAAGGGUCGUGGAAAACCCAGGGGGGCCCGCCAUCUCUGGGACACUCUCCCAUGCAACUCCUGCAGGAAUGAACUGGAGGGAUUUGGACCAGUCCCAGAUGGAUAAGGAGGCAAAGCUCUCUUGCUGGGAUUUUGAAGUGUCAGUUAUAAUGAGCAGACUGCACCCUCCUAACCCUAUUUGAGAUAUUCACAGACCUCAAUCUGGAGAAGGUUAAGUCAACCAUGGUGAAUUUAUCCCAUUUAUUUCAAUGGGAAAUGUGGGGGGGGGACAAACAAACAACACUUAUUUUUUUGAGCAGCACUACUAACUUUCCUGGGGAGCCGAGCAACACCGUGUCAGUUUUGCCAACGUGGGCUGAAUCUUGGCAUUCCAAAUAUAUGAUGGCUAUAUAUUGCAAGCUGCGGUGGUCCCAGAAGAGCAUUGGGAAUGAGAGCUGAUUACCCUCCAAGUGGGUAAAGGACAUUAUUCACUGUGAUGCAGCUUCCAUGAGAACACAGGGGCAACAUGGAUUGCUUUUCAAUUCAUUGCUCAAAAAUGGCUCAUAUGUUAAUUAGCUGAGAAGAUAGACUUUUUUUUUUACUCAGCAACCACAUUCUGCAAAUGAGUCAAGCGGCAGCAUUCUUGGCUAAGCUGGGUGGCAGCAGCUAAGACUGGGAAGAAAAUGUGGGAAGCUUAAAUCAAGGGCAGUCAGCAUGUGGGCUGCAUCAAGCUCAUGAAGCCAGUUCCAGUGGCCUACCAGCCCUCUCCCAAAAUCAGGCACCUUUUCCUCUCACCCUUAUGCCUUACUGACAAAGGUGCCUCUUCUCCCUCUGGUGCAAUGGCAAUGCCAUUGCUAGAAGGUCUUAGCACUCAAGGAAACAGGAAGGAGAGAUCCUCCCUGUUUCCUGAGCAUAAAGACCUUCUAGCAAUGGCAGUGUGCCAGAUGGAGAAGAGGAGACUUUGGAAGGUAAGUCAAGGGCUGUGCUUUCCAUUGCUGGGCUAGGUUGGGCUGGGUACAGAAAUUCCUUAAAUUUUACAGGUUUGGAUGGAAUACAAGGAUUUGUUGUUUUCAGACCCUCCAAGUGUCCCUAUUUUCCAGGGACAUCCCUGAUUUAGAGAAGCCAUCACAGUUUCUGAUUUGAUCCCAGAAUGUCCCACUUUUCCUUAGGAUGUCCCUAUUUUCAUUGGAGAAAUGUUGCAGAGUAUGGUAGGAUGUCCCUAUUUUCGCUGGAGAAAUGUUGGAAGAUAUGGAGUUAUCCAACCCCCUAAGCCAUCUGAAGGCAAUCAUUUGUAGGGAAGUUUUCUAAAUGUUUAAUGUUUUAUUAUGUAUUUAUAUAUGUUGGAAGCUGCCCAGAGUGGUUAGGGCAUCCCAGUCAGAUAUGUGGGGUAUAAAUAGUAAAAUGAUAAUUAUGGAAUGGGACGUCCCUAUUUUCAUCAGAGAAAAGUUGGAGGGUAUGUGUUUUAGGAGUAUUUGGGGUGUGUGACUUUUCUCUUCAUUCCCUGGGAAAAGCCACAUCAAUGGCCAUUUUGUGUGCAUGGAGUUACACGUGUUAAAGGAUUCUGUGGUGCCUGACAGCUGGCAAGCAGGUCAAGCAUAGUUAUGAACCGCCUAGAACUGAGAUGCAUGACCACAGAGUGUGCAAACAGGGGAAAUAUUCACUCAGAAGUGUGUGCUGUUCUGCAUGAUGAUGAAAAUGCAUCUUGAGAGACAACCUACUAGAACUCUGGAAAAGGCACAUGCAUUGGACUUGCUGAAGGGGGCAUCCCAGGAUGGCUGUGCACUGCAGCAGUGGGUAGGAACAGGUGGUGGUUGGGCUAUGCUGAGGAGAGGAGAUCUUUUCAGCUUGAGGGCCACAUACCUUUCUUGGUAACCUUCCAUGGGUCACUCAUAAGUGGUGGGAGGGGCCGGAGGUAAAGUGGGUGGAGCAAUGAAUUACAAUGUUACCUCUGCUUGUUUCUAUACUCACUCACCUCUCUGCAGGAAAGCAAGAAGCAUGUUCUGUGUUCAAGGAUGCAUUCCAGCCAGGCAAAAACACUCAAGGAUGGUGUGAAGCAGGGUUGGGGAGGCUGUGGCCUAGAGAGAGUUCUGAGGGCAAGAUGGAAAGGCAGCCACAUUUGCCCCCAAGUCCAAGGUUCUCCAUUCCUGUGCUCUGCUCUCAUAUCCUUUCAUCCCUCACCAUAAAAAUAAACAUCCUGUUCCCCUCUGUUGAGUGCUGGAGGAUAAGCAGCAAGUGCUGUGGGCUGUGCAGAAAGGUGUCUUGUACUGGUUCAUGCCAAGCAGGACCAUAACACUUUGGCUGACCCCAGUGUCAUAGGCCUGCCUUUCCGUUGCAAAUAGUAUGUGGAUGCGUACCAAUUCAGAACUGGGUGAAAUGGACUCUAGCCCACAAAAGUUUCUGCUGUGAUAAAUUUGUUAGCUUUGAAGCUGUUAGCCAUAAUCUCUGAGACACUACGCUUAACACAAAAUCUUCAAAAGUCUUGUUGAGGGGAUGAACUAAGCCUCAGAAUUACACAGCGGUGUGUGGCGGCAAUGGGAAGAACAGGAAUCUAUAGGUUGCAGAAAGUGCUUAACAUCGCAUUCCAAGGAUGCACUAAAGGACCUGCAUCUCUGAAACCAAUCAGAACUAGGCAUCUGGUCACAUGGUCUGUCAGGUUCUCCCCCCCCCCCCAUUCAUCCCUCUCCCCUACCCCAUGUUUCAAAGUCCACCCAAAGGAAACAGGCCUCCAUCCUCCUUCUUUCCACUUGCGAUGAUAAGGAUUGAUACAGGGUGUGGCUGUUGCAAUAUCAAAGCAAAUACUGAACUGCUGGGGGACCUAGCGAAGAUCCUGUGUUGUUGCACAGAGCCCUGCUUUCUGGGGGGUGGGGGCUGAGAGUUUUCUCUUUUUUCCCAAUGACAUAAUGGCUAUUUAUAACUUUUGGCUCUCUCUGGGUUGCCGCUGGGCUGGGAAAUGAAUGAAAUGCAGCUGUUGAGGGCAGGGGUGGGCUGUCUCUGCGCAUGUUUCGCAGGCUCAAUUAGAGAAAGCCCCCCCUUCCCCGUUGUUUUGGAAGGGGUCAGGAUUUCAGCUUGUUUCUUUUUUAAAAAUGUGUGCUCUGUGGGAGACCAUUAACAGUGUCCCUGUUAUUCUCCGAGAUCCACAUCAGGCUGAAGCAACAACUGCAUAAACUUAACUUUGAAGAAGGACUAGGUAAUCAGCUUUGCAUGCAUAAGGUCCCAUGUGCCAGCAUUUCCAGGCAGGGCUUGGAAAGACCCACCCCUGCCUGAAACCCUAGAAGGCCCCUGUAGACAAGCCUGAGUUGGAGAGGCUGAUGUUCUGAUUCCGUAUAUUGCAGCUUCCUAUGUGAGCUCCUGGGAGAGUCCUGGGCAGAUGGGCCUAAUUUAAAUAAGGAGCCAAGAUGCCCAGCUGUGUGCAGAGUUGUCUUCAGAAGUAUUUAAUUCAUGGUCCUGGGUCAUCCCAGCUUGAAGUUCUGGCUCAGCUGCCUGGAUCAUCUCCCUGCCAGCCCAACAGCUGGCUCUCCACAAAUUCCUCCACCUGUUCAUAGUGCUGUUUUCUGCCCUGGUUCUGUGGACAGAGAGUCACUUUCAUCCCCUGGAGACUGACUUAGCUGUAAUCCUAACCUUACUUACCCAUUGAAUCCAGUGGGACUUUCUUCUGAGUAGACAAGGUCGGGGUUGCAGUCACAGUUUCUAAAGUGAGAGAUGGCUGCGCUCAGGCUUAGAGCGCUUUACAAAUAGCACACAUUAUUUCAAUUUGUUUUGUCUUUCUUCUCCCGACAAGGAUCUGAUCACUGUCCUCCUCUUUUCCUUUCCUGUGCUGCUGCUAGUUAUUGAGGAAGUUCCCGAUCAUAUGGCAAUCCAUAUUGCUAUUGCUAUUAUCAAUAUGAAUAAACAUCUGUCCUGCACUUCAACUACAAUUUUCCAAGGCUGCUUAAACAAGGUUCAGCAGCAAAACAUUUUUAAAAGCAAUAAAAGAACAAGAUUAACAGUGCAAUUCUAGGCAUGUCUAGCCAGAAGUCCUACUGAGUUCAGCAGGGUUGAUUCCCUGUAAGUGGCUGUAGGAAGGCAGCUUAGAACAGCAGAAAAAAAGCAGCACAAAAAGGAACAACUUCAAAGCUCAACUUGGUUUAAAAAGCCUGGGGAAAUGAAAAAUGGUUUCCUUUGUACUAGGAAGGUAAGAUAACAGGUUCCUGGGAAAACUUCCCAGGGUAAAAGUUCCAUAGAGGGAUGCCAUCACCAAAAAUGAUCAUCACUUAUUGCACUGCCAUGUCACCUGCCUUGGCUAGCGUGCCACAAUCAGAAGGGGCAGGAAGGAAGAAGAUGACAAGUUUUCACUGCAUGAAAAUGUAGUGCCAUCAAUGUACAUUAACAGAGUUCCAUAGGACAGGUCUCUGCCUCCGGGAGUUUACAAUUUCACAGUGGGUAGGAUAGCAGAAGAAAGGGAACACAGAGAAAGGAAAACAAGGGUAGGAAUGGUGAAGGUGAACACCAGUAGUUACUAGCAGCAAGAACUUAGGCUUGGCUACUGUUGAGGUUUUUUGGUUGAGCAGUCAAUCCAGAUCACUCAGAUAAAUGAGCCAAGCUGCAUUCUAUUGGAAGAGGAUAAAAUGUUUGAGAUCAUCAUUAGCCAUUCUGACAUGGAGAUAGUCCCCUCUCACAUAUGGCAAUUGGACAGACAUCCUAAGCAUUAAGGUACCUUAAUGCAAAAUAACAUUUGCAAUAACGGUUGCAAUAUUCUAUGUAGUCUUCUCAACUCACUAGAAGUGUGUGUGCUUUCAAAGAGAAUUUGCAAACUGAAGCUGUAACAGAUACACUCUUUACUGUAGAGAAAUAUAUGAUUCCAUCUUGAAGAUAAUAUUCCACAAAUGCUGUAGUGAGGCAAGUGUCUGGACCUAGAGAACCUUUUCCUGAUCUAUAAAGCCUUAGGCAGCUCAGGAUUCCAAUACAGUACCUUCAGGGUCGCCUCUCCCCAUAUGAACCAACCUAGAUGCUGUAUUUGUCAUAGGGGUCCUUCUCUGUCCGCCUGUCUGCCCCCUUCAAGGGAAGUAGAGAGGGUGGCAACACAGAAACAGCCCUUCAUUGAGGACUCCCAGUUGACAGAAGGCUUUCCCCAGGGAAACCUGCCUGACACCAUGGUCCUCUUCUUUUGGACAUCAGGCUAAAUAAUUUCUGUUUGCCCCGGCCUUUGACCAAUAAUAUGGAAGGGUGUGUGUGUGUGUGUGUGUGUGUGUGUGUGCGCGCGUGUGUGUGCGUGUGAGUGUGCGUGUUUGGUUUGUUUUGGUGCCAGGUUGGGUAGGAUUUGUCCUUUUAUAAAUAUUCAUGGAUGAGUCAUGUGUUUUAUUUUUAUUUAUUGCAGGGCUUAAAUGUCUUUUAUGCUGGAAGUCACUUUGGAACACUCCAUUGUGUGGGGAAAGAGAUGAAUGUUUUCUGUUGCACCAGCCACUGCUUCCUUAAAUACCGAGCAUUUUUGUUGAGUCUUUCUGGUGUGCAAAAUGCUUCCCCUUUUACAUUAUCUCAGUAAUCUUAACAACAGUCCUGUAAGGUAGGGUGUUAUUACAACCCCCACCCCCACCCCAAAUGCAGAGCAUAGGCUGAGAGUGAAAAGUGCCUUGCUUAAAGGGACCUGCUAAGGUCAUGACAGAGGUGAAAUUCCUGGUUUUCAGCACAUGGUGGAACUGCUUUCUGCGAUCAAAAAGUUUCACCAGUCCUGCCCCUGAAAAGGAGGCAGUACAAUUGCAGGGGCAUUUGCAGAGGGAAAUCAGCAGGCAAGAGUUGUUGGUUUAUUUACUCUCCCCUGCUGCAUAUGUCUCAACUACUUGUGGGUCCCCCAUUCAUGAUCCCCAGCUGUGCUGUUAGAACAGAGGUAAGCCCAGCAGUUAGAAGGGCAUUUGCAGGGAUGACUCAACGGAAGAAUCAAGCACCUGUUAACAAAUUCCUCCACCCCUGUGUUUGUCUCAGGUUUGCCAUCUCUCAUGCAAACCCUCCACUUAGCCCAUGGGAAGUAACAGCUCUGCUCUGUUCUGCACUAGUCAGGACACAUCUGGAGUGCCAUAUCCAGGUCAUUUGAGGAAGGACUUUAACCGAGAGGAGGGUGAUCAGAAUGGUGAGGGCUGGAUGAGGAAAGGGUGAAAAAGCUGGGGGUGGUUAGCCUGGAGAAGAGAAGCUUAAGGGGGUGGGGGAGUGGGAGAGACACGAAAGCAGUCUCCAAAUAUCUUAAGGGCUGUCAUGAAGAAGAUGGAGCCGGCAUGAUGGAGCUGGAGCUUCAGGGAGGUGUUGGAAAACAAGAGCUGUAUGGGCUACUGUGUUAUGGCCUUUAGUCCCUAAGGGUGCUGUCCUCUCAUCAGUGCUGAAGUAAAAUCUAACAACCAGUCCAGUUGGUUUCAGUGCAUGAGAUAAAGCACUCAGCGCUUGCGGUGUGGGUGUCCUGCUUUGGUGGUAGUAAGUUGUCUUGGGUCACUCUUGCAUUAGGAGAAACUUCUGGAAUGGUGGAACAUUCUGCCUCAGGAUAUGGUGGGCUCUUUUUUGCUGGAAGUAUAUAAGCGCAGCUGGGCAAGCCACCUGUCAAGGAUGCUGUAGUUGCAGAUUCUGUACUGAACAAGGGGUUGGACCAGAUCCGGUCCAACUCCUAUAAUGUGGUCAUAAGGAGACCUGCUUCAUUUUCAGAGCCUAGGAGAUUGAAACAGGGCUUCCUUUGUGGUGGCUCCCCAGUUGAGGAAUCCUCUCUCCAGAAAUACCCCUAAAGAAAAGCCCUGUUGGUUCAUCCCAAAGGUUGAUGUAGUCCAGCAUCCUGUUCUCACAGUGGCCAACCAGAUGCCCCUAUUGGGAAGCCCACCAGCAGAAUCUGAGUGCAAGAGCAUUGUCCCCCAUUUGUGAUUCCCAGCAACUGGCAUUUGGGGGCAUACUGCCUCUGACAAUGGAGGUACAACAUAGCCAUUGUGACUAGUAGCCCUCAAUAGCCUUAUCUUCCAUGAAUUUGACUAAUUAUCUUGUAAACCCAUCCAAGUUAGUGGCCAACAUGGCAGCAAAUGCCACAAUUUAACUAUGUGCUGCAUGAAGAAGUCCUUUCUUUCAUCUAUCCCAAAUCUUCCAACAUUCAGCUUUCUUGGAUGGCUCCGUUGGGUUCUAGUGAUUUUAUGUAAAUUGUGUUACUUUUAUUGUUGUUAGCCACUCUGAGCCCGGCUUCAGCUGGGGAGGGCAGGAUAUAAAUCAAAUAUUAUUAUUAUUUAUUAGUGUUCUGAGAAGGAGAAAAUGUGUUUUUUCCCCCUAUGCAUUUUCUCCACACUAGGCAUAGUUUUAUACAGUACAUCCGUUCAGCGCCAUCUCUCUCCCCUCCCCAAUGUCUCUUGGCUUUUAGGCGGCAAUUGAACACAGUUUUAUUUGGUGGGCUCUUGAAGGAACAAUGUUGCCCUAGGCCGCUCUCAAUGGGUUUGUUUCCGUUGCGCUUUUUCAGCAGAUCGUUCUCAAGUUUAGCAAGCCACCUUGAGGAUCAGUUCUGAUGGAGAGCUUGGGGCACAAAUGUUAUAAAGGAAGGAAGGAAAUGCACCUCGCCUUGGCAGAUGUGAGUUGGGGAACCACCCCUUUGCCAGGUUCACCAGUAGCUCCUUCUCCCUCUGCCCAGGACAUGGCAUCUACUACUACUGUCUUGGUGCAGUUCCACUGGUGGGUCAGGUGCUGUGUACACAAUGCAGGAACCACAGCAUCCCGUCCUCUGGAGACUUUUCAAGCGCUGCACCGGACAGUCACAGGUGAGGCGGACAGGUAGAGGGGGAGGGGAAUGCUCAGCAUCCAAUGGAACAAUCGUAUCCCACCUUCAGCAGGUUGAAUUUUAUUUUUUGGUGGUCCCAGUUCUACAAUUCUACAAUUAUGCUUUGAUUUUAUAGUUGUCAACUGCUCAGGAGUUAUUUUGGAUAUGAGCAGUAUAUAAAUUAAUUAAUAAUAAUAUAGGUGACUGAAUAAUAAUAAUAGUCGAAACAAAAUAAAAAAUUUUCUUCCAGUAGCACCUUAGAGAUCAACUAAGUUUGUUAUUGGUAUGAGUUUUUGUGUGCUUCUUCAGAUACCAUGCACACGAAAGCUCAUACCAAUAACAAACUUAAUUUUUUUAUUUUGUUUCGACUACAGCAGACCAACACAGCUACCUACCUGUAACUAAUAAUAAUAGUGGUAGACAUUGGGGAAGAAGACUAUUAGAAGCUUUCCUAAUUUGAGGAAGAGUUUAUUGAAGGGCUUGGAAGAUAAAGAGGGGGGCAGCAGGCUGAACAGAGGCAAGGAGUUCUUCACUCUUGAGUCCCCAGAUAUAGUUAGACUCCAGUUCCCAUCAUUCCCAGCCAGCUUAGCCAAUGGUCAAGGGUGAUAGAAGUUGUAGUCCAACAACAUCCGGAUGGGAGAAGGCAAAGUUGGAGAAUCCAUCUCUAAGCCGCCCUUCCUUAGCCUGGUGGCCUCUGGCUGUUUUGAAGCACAGUUCCCAUCUGCCUCAGGCAACAUGGCCAUGCUGGCUGGGUCUGUUGGGAGUUGUCAUCCAAAACAGCCAGAGGGCACUGGCUGGGGAAGGCGGCUCUAAGCACAGGGAAGAGGCUGACAGAAAGAAGCAGGCAGCAAUCCGAGAGGAAGCGAGAAGCAACCAGCCUUCAUUGCUUCUGCCCAGACACACCCCUAGGGAUGGGGAAGAAAUUCAAUUUUGUUUGCAUUAUAGUGAGGAACAGCCUAAUUUGCACUCCUCAAUCAAUAAAUGAACCAAAACACAACUAUUCCCCCCCCCAUAUUUCUGCGGUGCAGCUCUCUAGCUGAGCAGUGUGGACAAACAUGCACACAUUAGUGAAAAGGACAUACAAAUGCAUUUCAUUAGGGGAAAUGGCUUGUGAAAAUUUUGCUACACUGCAUGCAAAAAAAGUGAGAAUUUCGUACUAAAGACGCUGACAAGUUUUCAUGAGUAUUUUUUUUUUUUAAAUCACAAGUUGCUGCUGAAAUGUGGAGAGCUGAAUUUAAGAUAGGGGGAAAUGAGGGAACCUAAAAGUGACAGAUUCAUCCAUCACUACACACUGCUCCAAUUAUAUAUUGCUUUGGUUUCUUUCUGGGGCUUAAACAGAUCUAUGAUCCACCCCCACCCCAAUUUGCCCCUGGCUCCCUUCCACAUCACUGCCUCUGCCUAACCAGAGCUGCCUCCACAAGUCACUGGGGCUCAUCAUCACCACCCUGAAAUGAAUCUUCAGCUCCUCUGCUAAUGUGGGCAGGCCAGGUCAGAGCAAGGGGAUAGAGCCUUGCACUCUGCUGCUUCGUUUUGUUUUCAGAUUCCCCCCCCCCCCGCCACUUCCAUGUUGAGGGGGAAAUUGUGUCUCACUUAAUUCCCAGCAUAUGGCUCAGGAACAGAACCUUGCCUGUGGGUAGGAGGAAGGAGUUGAGCAAGCACAGAUUCCGUGGCAGCAGCUUGGGCUCUCAUGACAAUUGAGUGGAGGAAGAGGGUCUGCAUUAGCUCUGCAGGAGAGUGCAGGCGCUGCAUGCAAAAAACCUGCUCCCCUAUUUAGCCCAUAGUUCACAGGUCACCAGUGCAGUGCCCACGGAGACAGGGAGGCCUUCCUGGGUGAGCAACCGCCAGCCUUUUUUACGGAGGUAAUGUGGUGGUGUUGCCAGAGCCUCAUCCUAUACCCACCCGAUGGUUUGAAGGCUGAUGGAAGCUGGGUUAGAGCACUGGAUUAAGACCAAGGAGGCCCCGGUUCAAAGCUCAGUGCUGUGAACUUCACUGGGUAACUGUGAGACAGUCGCAGCCACUCUCAGCCUGCCUACCUCACAGGGUUGUUGUGAGAAUAAAAUGGAGGGAGUGUGAGAUCCAUGUGUGUCACUUGGAGGGAUGGUGGGGUAAAUAUAAAUAAAUCUUCAGUGUUUCCAGCAGGAAAAAAAAAAGGUGUAUCGGUCCAAGCUGUGAGCUAAAAGAUCUAUGGAUAAACAGGGUAUACAAAUUUAAAUAAUAAAUAAUUUAAUUAACUAAUUAAUAAUAAAAUGAGCAUUUGAUCAUAGAAUCAUUGAGUUGGAAGGGACCCUGAGGAUCAUCUAGUCCAACCCCCUGCAAUGCAGGAAUACGUAGCUCUCCGUUAUGGGGAUCAAAGCUGCCCCCUUGCCUUAUAGGGAGGCAUAUAGAAAGCAGACUUUUCACCACUGAUGGAUAAUAUAUGGGAAGCAAAUAAUGGCACCUGGGGCUCCUCCCAGGAUGAUACCCCACCCUCCCUGCACAGUGACAUGUUGUGUUCCAGACCUCUGGCUGUUCUCCAGCUACCCCCAGCCACCAAGCCUCUUCCUCGUCUCUUCCUUUGUCUUAGUUCUAAGCACAGCUAGGGGAAGGGCACAUCGGUGUUGCAGCAAAUGUCUUUUCUGAUCCUGCAGAGGGUAGAAUCUGAACCCAUGGGUUCAAACUAGAAGAACAGAGAUUUAGAUGAAGGCUGAGGGAAUAUGUGGGCCGUGAAGACAUUGCUGGACUACAAAUCCCAUUGUCACAGACCAUUAGCCAUGCUGGCUGGGGCUGAUGGGAGUUAGAGUCCAACAACAUCUGGAAGGUCCCCGGCUCCCCCACUCGUGACUGAGACAAAGCGGUUAAGGAGAACUUUGCAACAUCACAAACAGUUUGACAGUGAACAGACUGCUUCUGAAGAUGGUGGGUUUACCUUUGUUAUACGUUUUUAAGCAGAAGCUGGGUGACCUACACUAACAGGGAUGAUGUUGUAGUGGGUCUCUUGCACCGGCAGGCCUUUGAGAUCACUUCCAGGAUCUAUGAUCUUAGGAGAAAACACUCUCAAAAUGUUAGGAGAAGCAGAUUAGGGAAUACAUAGCUUCCAUUUUCAGUUCUUUUCUCUGGGUCCAUGAGGACUCACAGCACCUUUCUUUUUUAAAAAAACAAAAGCUGGUGUUUAAUUGUGAAUUCCACCUGCAUCUGUGUUUAGAUGCACUUUCCUAAGUUUUCCAUCACUUGGUUUUAGGAACAUAGGAAGCUGCUUUGUACUGCAUCCAUUGAGCUAAGUAUUAUCCACACUGACUUGCAGUGGCUCUCCAAGUUUUAAGACCUAGUUCUCUUCUAGCCCUACCUGGAGAUGUCUGGGAUUGAACCUGGGACCUUCUGCAUGCAAGGCAGAUGCUCUACCCCGAGCCACAUCCCUGUGUCUCUCAUGGAAACAGGUGCCUUGUCCCACCUCAGAUCCAGCCAGCGUGUUGGGGCUUGCUCUGGUUCCCUGCAGCUGCACCCAAGGGCCAGGCCAGAUCAUGUUGCUCUGUUUACUCUUGGUGGUCAGGGAGGAUGUUCACGUUCCCUGAGCACAAGACAGCUGGUAAACAGUGGUGGUGUUGGCUGGGUAGCCAGCUCCUUUGUCUAGUGAGGAGAUCAUUAAGGGCUCAGCUUCCCACCUGUUCUGACAGGAAAUGGCCCAGCUGCCUGGUCCUCCCGUUUCCUAGUAACAGUUGACAAGAUGGUGGCGCAGAAGGGGCCUCUACCCAAGAUACGUCUGUCAGUCCACAGUGUCACUCGCACCGUGCACAGGAAGAUGCUCCCGCUAGAAAUGGAGCCGCAUUAUUCACACAACUUGGAGCACCUCUUAGCGGGUUGAGGAGAAUGUACAUUUCCUCGCUACCCAGCAGACAUCCAGGUGUGCCAUCCAGGCAAGUAACCUUUACUUGCUAGUGGUCUACUGGAGCUUUUGGCUCUCUAAGGUGGAAAAUUCAUGUGGGUUAAUUUGGCACUUGCUGAAGAGACUGCUGAGAUGCUUUGUUUUUGAAUGCUUUAAGGUUGCAGUCUUUGCCAACUUGGUGUGCUGUGCUAGCAAGGGCUGGUGGGAGUUGUAGUCCAAAACAUCUGGAGGGCACCAAGUUGGCAAAGACUGCAAUGUGCCAUUUCCCUAGGGACCAAUGCCAAAAGACAGUCAAUGGGGGAAAGUUCAGCUUGAUCCUCGUAGGGCCAAAUCCUGAUAAAAGAGAGUUGAAAAGAAAGAAGUUUGGGUUUCAUGUUCUUAACAGUUUCUUGAAUUUCGGGGGAUCCUCACUGCAGCUGUUCAGAGCUAACACUUAUUGUUCCCUUGUUGUUCUUUCUCGUUUUAUGAAUCAUAUUUUGUUUGCAUUUUAUUAUAGGGAAACAUGUAAGCUUUUCAGUGCCUCCAAAGUCUAGCUGCCAAAUGACUUCACAUUUCAAAAUCUCAAACUUCACCAUAUUCUAUUUCUUUUGCUCAUGUCCUUAAUGCAUUUGUAUGCCACCUUUUCCUCCCAAGUCACUCAAGGUGGUUUACUAGGUUCUGCCACUCCUCAUUUAGUCCCCACAGCAACUCUGUGAGGUUGGUUAGGUUGAGAGUCAGCGAGCUUCACAGCCCAUGGGCAGUUUUAACCCUGGUCUCCCAGUCUUGUUAGACCUGAUGACAGAACUCCAACAGGGGGUUAAUGCCAUGCUAGUGGGGCUGAACCUCCUGGGCACAGCUGGUCGUGUGAGUACCUUCUGCCAUUUAGUCAUAAUGAUCUCAAUAAACCUUUUGGAACUAAGCUGCUCCCUUUCGGCAUAGUUGCACUAUAAGACCAGAUGAAGAAUCCUGCCGGUUCAGGACAAAGGCCAAUCUAGCCCAGCAUCUCAGUGGCCAACUAGAUGUCCCUAUCAGGAAACCCACAAGCAGAAUCUGCAGGUAACCAUGCUCUCUCCCAUUGUGAGCCCCAGCAACAGGCAUUUGGAGCCCUCCUGCCUGCAACAGGGGAGGUGCAACACAACCAUUGUGGCUAGCAGCCAUUGACAGCCUUACCCUCCGUGAAUUUGUCUCACCUUCUUUUAAAGCCAUCAGGACCUCUUGUGGGAGUGAAUUCUAUAGUUUAGCUCUGCGCUGUGCUUUCUUUUGCCUGCCCUGAAUCUGAAGGCUCAUUGGAUGGGCGCGAAUAUUAUGAAAUCCACUUCAUCCAUGACAGUCGGCAUUUUAUACACCUCUAUGUGCCCCCAUUACUCACUCCCCCACCCCAAACUUAAAAGUUCCUCCUCCCUACCCCUUUCCUCCUAGGGUUUCCAUCACCACUCCUUGAUUGUAACAUGUUUUAUGUCUCCUGUGCACAAAAAACAGUGUGUGUGUGUGUGUGCGCGCGCGCGCGUGUUAAGCAUGAUUUCAAAACUGCAAGCCUUCAAUGAUUUUUUAGAUACAGCUGAAAAGCCUGAAACUGUUUGCUUGCAAAAUAAUUGGGGGGGGCAAAGGGGUGUGAAUAGCCUUUUGUCUCCUUCCCUGAUGCUGAUGCUAGGAACUGCAACAGCUUUGCUCUCUCCUCCCUCUCUCCUCCCCCCUCCCCAUAACACCCUGACUCCAACUGCUCCAUCUGCUUGCCUGGAAUGCUUCCCGCAAUUGGGAUGCCUGCAGAAAGAAAAGGAUUAGGGGGAAAUCCAGUCCCACUGAGGGAUCAGCCUGAGAGGUCACUCAGAAACACCAGGCUGUGCACCGGUUAAGUUGGGCUCCGUUUAACUGGAAUGUGAAAUUCCCCUCCUGGCCUUCAUCUCAAUCUGCCUAGGUGAGAUUCAUACUGCUGUGUAGUUCUUUUAAAAAGCACCUUCCAGUUAAGCAGCUGCAUCCAGAUGCCACUACUACAAGGGUGGGACUCUGUAGCCUCCCAGAUGUUUCUGGACUCCAACUCCCAUCAUUCUUGAUCAUGGGCCAUGCUAGCUGAGUCGGAUGGGAGCUGGAGUCCAACAGCAUCUGGAAGACCACAACAAGAUGUACUACAAGAUGCAGGGAUGAUGGCUGUCAACCUAGAUGGCUUUAAAAGGGGAUUAGGCCAAUCCCUGGAGGAAAAGGCUAUCGAUGGCUGCUUGUCAUCCUGACUACACUUUAUCUCCAGUAUCAGAGGCAUUGCUAAGCUAAUUAACACAUCGCCAUUGAAGGAUUCUCUCCCCCUUCAGUGGAUCUGCCAAGCUUCCUUUUAAAGCAGUCAGUAAAGCACGUGACUCUUGAUCUCAGGGCUGUGGGUUUGAGCCCCACAUUGGGCCAAAGAUCCCUGCAUUGCAGAGGGUUGGCCUGGAUUACCCUUGCAGUCCCUUCCAACUCUACCAUUCUGUGAGUCAUUGAAGGCAUCACCGCAUCUCCUGGCAGUGUGAAUUCCAUAAGCCAAAGGCGCACAAUGUGAAGAAGUCCUUUUGUCUUUCCUGAAUCUAAUGUCCAUCAGUGCCAUCACGCUCUACUGUUACAGUGGUACCUCGAGUUAAGUACUUAAUUCGUUCUGGAGGUCCGUUCUUAACCUGAAACUGUUCUUAACCUGAAGCACCACUUUAGCUAAUGGGGCCUCCCACUGCCGCUGGAGCACGAUUUCUGUUCUUAUCCUGAAGCAAAGUUCUUAACCCGAGGUACUAUUUCUGGGUUAGCGGAGUCUGUAACCUGGAGCGUAUGUAACCUGAAGCGUAUGUAACCCGAGGUACCACUGUACAGGGUUAGGGGAAAACCUGUCUCCACAACUGCUUCUGCCCACUUCCUGCAAAGGCAAAAUAUAUGGGAGGAGAUAAGUGAGCCUUCUUUGCUGAGUAAAGAGCUCUUACACCUUUCAGUAAAAUGAUCCCCUGCGCACAUUCUUGUGCUUUUAGAUUUUUUUUAACCCAUCCAGUUCCUACAGGGUGACAUUAUAAAUUACAGUAAAGGACUUAAAUGUAGGGCGCUUUGUUUUUUUCUAUUGAAAAACUAGCUAUCCUUGCAAGGAAUCCCCUAAUAAUCUCUUAACAGAAAAGUCUUGCCAUCAUUCUGGGAAAAACAGAAGGCUGGGCCACCAAGGACACCUCCUUGAUGUCUUCACUUGCUAUGUGGAAGGUGCCCUUACAAGGCUAUCCUUGCACACUGUAGCCAACCCAUCAGAACCCUGGUUUCAAUAGGUGCACCAGUGAACAGCACACAAAACACACAUGCCACUAAAAUUGAGAUGAUGCCACUUGUGCUGCAAACCUCUGCUCCACAAGUGCAAUAGCAGCCUGAAGGUGCUGCCUUUAGGCCAGGCCUGUGCAACUACAAUGUUUGGGGUAGAUACUUUCCAGAUGUUGUUGGACUACAGCUCCCAUCAUGCCUGAUAAUCGGUCGUGCUGGCUGGGGUUGACAGAAAUUGGAUUCCAAUAACAUCUGGAGGGCGCUUUGUCAGUUCCCCUGUGAUGAAAAGUGGGGCGGGGGAGGGGGGAGUUGAUAAAAUGCCUGACCACAGAAGAGCCACAGAGAUAGUGUCUGGGUAGAACGCAUAGGCUAUCCAGUGAACUCAGCUGUUUUGGAGACUUAAAACUGAACAUCUGGAUAACACCCCCGCUCUUGCGCACCGAACAUGCUCAUGUGCAGCUCCCGUCCAUUGCGCUGUGGCUUGUGCUCAAGAAGUUCGCCUUCGGAGGGGAGAGGCUUUGGCAAAUAUCGCAGUGUAAGUCCCAUGUAAUCCAGGGAGUCAAAAGGUGAUUUUAAGCCGUCUGCAGCUUGUUGGAAGCAGGCAGCUCAUCCCCAAAGGCGGGUAGGGAGAGUGGUAGAGGGAAGGUGAAACAUGCAUAUUCUGGAGAUGUAGGGAGGGCACGGACAUGUGGGGAAGAGGAGGAAGAAUACUUGUUCGCUUAUCCUGAGCUCAUCUGCAGAGCCAAGUAGUGCCUUCCAAUCCUUUCCUAAUGGCUGCAAGCCAUCACCACCUUAAUCCAUCAUUAGCUGGGCAUAUUUCAGAUCUGAGCCAACAGUGAAUUGGUGUGCGUAUGGCAGCGGCGGGUUGGGGGGAGAGAGAGAGACUUCUCUCGCUUGCAUGCUUCCCCUUAUUCCCAUGCCAUCCUUGCUGCUGCCUGUGUGUAAUUAACAGAGUAAUUAAAAACAGGAUGAGUUAAUUGGUAUUCAUUUAUGUGGCAGAUGUUUUUAAUUGAGAUACGAAACAAUUUACCUGUUUAUAUAAACAAUAGUGAACGAAGGCUUGUAAAACAGGGUGUUUUUCCUUCCACAUUCAGCAGGGUCUGAGCCAUCUCUCCCAGCUCCUUUUCAUCAGGCCUGAGGCCAAACUGAUGGAGAGCACCUGGGGGUUGUGGAUGGUGCCAGGGACUGAGGCUCCGUUCCAAAUAUGUGUUCUUCCCCUUUCUUAAUUGCAUGCCAGCUACAGGGAUGUUGUUACAGGGUGACAGAGCAGGGCUGGACCCUGGAUCUUUUCCACUGGUCCCCAGAUCAGCUGCUGCUUCCUCCCUCCCUUAAAAAAAGAGAGAGGCUGUUUUAAAAAUUAGCUUUGCUUACAGGGCUGCUGUAAGCAGGCGUCCACAUAUGCAAAAAGAGCCCAAACAUUGAUGCAUAUUUGCAUUAAAAAUUGCAUAUGCUGAUCUAUGUGCGUAAAGGCAGAUUUAGAAGCAAUUAAUAACCUUUAAAUGGAAAAGCUAGGUGGUGACAGGUGAGCUGCCUGCCUGCUCAGUCAGCCGUCUAGGCACUCAUAGUUGUGGAGGCAGCUCCCUGCUCUUCCUUUUCCACGCUUCUUCAGGUUUAAACUGGACUUGGGCUGAACAGUCCUUCAGAUAGAGGACUGUCUUCCGCAGAGUAGGACACACAGCCACUCUGGAUGCAUCAUUGCAUGUAAUGGUCAAGGUUUGUAAAGGCAAAAGCUGGGUAUAGUGACCAGAAUAUCAACAAGACAUGGAGGGGAGACUGGUCGAGUCUCCUUUGGUUUUCAGAGGCCAGAGAAGGCAGAUAGCAAGGUGUAGGCAUUGGAGGCUGACAACCUAAUACUUUACAUUCCUAUUCAAAAAUAAUCCCCAACUGAGGGGCUUCCUCCCAAGACAGGAUUGCAACUUAAGUGUCACAAUAUGAAGACCAUAAGAAGCACCAUGCUGAGGGACCAUUUAGUCCAGGGGUCAGCAAAGUUUUUGUGGUUUGGGCCAGUUCAUGGUCCCACAGACACCGCAGUGCGUGCACGCGCAUGCACACAUGCACGCACACACAAAUGCUAUUUCCAGUGUGGAGGAGGAGUGCGCAGCUUCCCAUUGGCUGCAGGAGCUUUCUGCAGCCAAUAGGAAGCCAGCCAGCAUCGUGGAAGGCGGUCCCCGAGGCCAAGCAGGCGGCAGGGGUCCAUGGGCCAGUUAAACGACCCCCAUGGGGCGCCUGUGGCCUAUGGGCCUUAGGUUGUCGACCCCUGAUUUAGUCCUCCCUCUGGUAUCCAGAGGAAUGUUGAUUUGAGCUGGUGAACCAAAUGUUUAGUUUCUUUUUCCUUGGCACAUAGGAAGCCACCCUUUGCGGAGCCAGACCAUUAAUCCAUCUUGCUCAGUCUUGCCCACACUGACUAGCAGGAGCUCUCUAGAAUUUCUGUCAGCCGUCUACCAUAGUCGUAUUUGGAGAUGCUGGAGAUUGAACGUGUAUGUAAACAGGUGUUCUACCACUGAUAGCUAGGCCCCACUUGUUUGCAUGGAGUGUUUGACUAUCCAUGCCACAGAGGCCAGAAAGACCUGAUAUAUUAUCCAUGAAAAAAAAGGGGGGGAUCUUGCCCACCCCAAUUGCUUUUCUUGUUCAGAAGGUCUUCCUCCCUCCUGGUGCAGCUCUAGGGCCCAUCCAGGCUGUGGCUCUGUUUUUGGAUGGGAUUCAGUCAUAUACUGGCAAGUUCAGAUGUCAAAAUUAAAGUUGAUUGGGAGCUCUUGUGCAAGGAAACCAGACUUUAGCAAUAAGGAAAAGUGAUAGAGGGGGUUGUACUGGAAAGUGUGGGAUGGCAACUGCUUGAUGCAAGGUCAUAUGAUCUCCCUGCCGAAAAAUCACAGUGAAUGCUUGGUAAACAGGCGGCACUGUAUAAUCUCCCUGCAAAUUUUGUGCAAAUAAAUGAAGACAAGUUCUCAGCUAACAGUUUGCCUUGGAGUGACCCUACUUUGAAUGGAAGGUCUGACCUUUGGUGUUUGUAUGUGUGUUUGUGUGUUGCGACUUCCUAGCCACGGGCAGCUACAUGGCUUCUGCCUCUGCCGGAAAGGGGUUCAGCACACCUCAGUUUUCCCAGAGUCACGGCCCGCAGCAGAUAAGAAAUGUGAUAGUGAAACAUUUGGCUAUUGCUGGAAAGAGGCCUUGGCAGCCUGCCGGCAAAGACCAGAUGGCUGGAAGCCCAGCUGCGGGGAGAGCAGGCUGGUCUCAGGUGUGCUAAGUCCUCAAUCGGUCCCAGGAAGACUUGGCAUCACAUCCUAAUGAAUAUCGAAGAGGGGGCAAGAAGCACCGUCUUUGCUCUUUAACACUGUGAUUUUCCAUUUCAGCAGAUACUGAAUCACUCCUGUCAAGCCCUGCGCUGAUACUGGGAUGCUGAGCAUCUCCUAAUAGCUCUGUGGGUUUUGAAUUCCCAAAAGGAAGGAAGGAAGGAAGGAAGGAAGGAAGGAAGGAAGGAAGGGGUGUAUCUUCCUCUCCAGUCCCCAGGACAGGUUAGAAAGAGAAAUUCUCUGGCACAUUUUUCAUGGCCUGUGCAAGAAAGAGAAGGGAAGCUUUUGCUUCUGUGCCCACUUUAUGCCAGGUCCCCAGUCUCUUUUCCCUUUGUCUCCCUUUAAUUCCCCACUUUGCUUCAUGCCCCUUCUUGCACCAUUCAUUUAUAGUUCAGUCCACAGCAUCUCCAGGUAGGUCUGGGAUUGCCCCUGCCUAAAAUCCUGGAGAGCUUCUGCCAGUCAGAGUAGAAUCCACGCAGUGCUGAGCCUGAUGGACCAACGGUCUCACUUGGUAUAAUGCAGCUUCUCGUCUACUGCAUGUCCCCAUUUUUCUGAAUCCCCUUGCAUCCAUUUCCUCAAAGGACUUCCUCAAAGAGUUGCCCCACACCUCCCUGCUUUUCCUCACUGUAGUCAAAUUACGCCUGCAAACAGCGUAUUCUGAACCUCCCAGUUAUAUGGAGCAUCAUUUAUCUUUGAUCACAUCCCUCAUACACCUAGUCAGACCACUGGUCCCUCAUCAGUAUUGCCUGCACUCACUAACAGCUGCUCUCUGGGGCCUUCAGACAGGGCUUUCCCCCAGCCCUAACUGGAAAUACCAGGGAUUGAACCUGGAACCUUCUUCAUGCAAGGCAGCUGCUCUGCCACUGAGCUAUGACCCUGAAGGGAGAGCACAGACACUUCGGCUUGGCAUGUAGCUUGUUCUGCAUCAGCUACUUAUGAUGCUGCAGGAUGUAACCCAGAGUUUGGUCACCUCCACACCAUACACUUAAACUGCGUGGCUUCCCUGCAAAGAGUAUCCUGGGAACCAUAGUUUACCCUCACAGUCCUAGCACCCUAAACAAUCUACAGUUCCUGGGGUGGGAGUCCUGGGCUUUUAAUGUGUUUCUAAGGCAUGGUGCAGCUGUUGGAAGCUUCCACCAGCCCUGUUUUUCGGGGGCCAUGGGCAGGUGGGCAGAGCUGAUGUGCCCCAGCUGCCUAUGGGGGGAGUGAAAAUAGAGGCGAGGUGGCCCAGAGGUGCCAAGGGCAGCAGCUGCCUAGCUUUGGAGAUGCACUCCAGUCAUUCCAAAGAAACGAAAGGAAAACAAGGAAGGAGACCGCGUUGUUUUCCUUAACAGGGAAAGGCUGCUGGAGGAGCCUGGCACUGGGUCCAGCUGCCCCAGCUGUGGGGGGAGGAGGGGGCUCCUGAGGAAGGUUUGGGAGACAGGCUGAGCCCCCUCCCCCAUCUUUUCCCACAUGGAGUGGUCUGCAGUUCAUCCCCAGUUUGCCGCCAGCACUGAGUGCUUGAGCUAACAUGAUCCAGAUGGAGCAGCUCCGUCCCUGGUGAGCAUAUCGGGGAGUUGUUCUUGGCCCUGCUGGCACCGGCAGCUGAAGAGCAGGAAUGCACAGCCUUUAUUUGGAAGGAGGCAGUGGACCCAGUGCUCCCCCCUACCCCCACAUCUGGAUUUCAUUUGCAGAGCAUGAAACGAUGCUGGGAUUUCAGGCCAGUGCCGGUUUAACCCUUUCCUCCUGCCUCCCUUCCUCCCUCAGGGUCAGAAGAGGGGAAAGGGGAGGAAGAAAGAGGGAAAGGACUUUUCCCCCUCCCCAAGGAUGUUUUGCUCCUGGUGGCCGAGGCAUAGGGUCCAAGACAGUCUUCCCUAACUUGGAGCCCACUUGAAGUUUUGGACUAAAACGGCCAGCAGCCCCAGCCAUCUGGUGGGCAGCAAGUUGGAGCAGCCUGGCCUAAGACGUCUCUCCAUGCAUGCAUCCUGAGCAUAGUUAAACUAUGGGAUUUGUUCCCACAAGAGGCCGGGGUGACCAUCAACCUGGUUGGCUUUAGAAGAAGAUUAGGCAAAGUCAUGGAGGAGAAGGCUACCAAUGGCUACUGGGUAUGAUGGUGAUGUUCUAUCUCCAUGGAUGGAGGCAGUAAGCCUUUCAAUACCAGUUUCUGGCAAUCACAAGUGGGGAGAGUUGCUGCAGCAUGCAGGUCCUGCUUGCAGGCUUCCCCUAGGCAACUGGCUGACUACUUUGGGAAACAAGAUGCUGGCUUAGAUGCGUCUUUGGCCAGCAGUUAGGCUCUUCUUAUAUUCUGCAAAGGGUGGGGCUGGAGCACAAUGCUCAGACUGCACCAUGGGCGUAACCAGAUUUUUUGUUAGGGGGGCAGGCUUUUGUUAGGGGUGGGGGCAGAACCUCAGCUUUGUCUGGAUUGGGGGGCAGCUGCCCCUUUGGCAGCUGCACAUGGGCUGCACAUGGCUGCUUUAACAUUAACCUGGAAAAGACUGCUACCCCAAAGUCAUUGCUUCGGUUUCAUGAGGACUGGGAGGGUCAAGCCAUCAAAUGCAAUGCAGCUUCUAGCAAGCCAUUUGCAGGGCUACAGUGAGACUGGGUUGAUUUAUGCAGGCACCUAGGCUGUGCAAAUCCAACAGAAUGAGGAGGUGGAAACCUGAGAUGUUAGAGUGGGCUAUACGAUUUCAGGAUGCUGGUGUGAGGGUGGGUAUAGAGUGCUUUCCUAUGAAAUUAUUAUUAUUAUUAUUAUUAUUAUUAUUAUUUUGUGAAUAAUUCUCCUUUCACACUGAAAGCUAGUGCAGCAGGGAGUGAUCUGGGCUGACACCAAUGGGCUAGAUCUUUACUUGCAGGGAAUUUGUGUGCCUUUUGGGUUUGGGUUUUAACUGCUGCUACCUGCCUUCAGCCUGAAGCAGUACAGUUGCCUUCACCAGCUCAGGGUUCUUCCAGCUUACUCUGCAGCAUGUGCUGCUCCACUACAAGGUGCAAGCUGAAAUGAUACAGGAGAUGACUGUAAUACCUGACCGGAAUGUGUCCUUAAGCCCUGAUAAUGCCUCUUGCUUCCUUGCAUGGAGGGUAGAGAGGGCUGUGUGAGCAUGUAUAGACACAAGCCUACUGCACAAAGGGAAAAAAUUGCAUGCACUGCUCAACCCACUUUUGCCUCUGGCCCCACCCACCUCUGGCAUGUGGCCUCCAAAUGGUUGCCUGGAAAGGAAAGUGGCCCUUUGAGCUGAAAAAGGUCUACCACCUAACACUCUGACCCACAAUGCUGGUCUCACAAUCGUUACCUCCUGGGGUAUAAUAGACUGACCGGACCCCAGUCAAGGAUGUAGCAGAUUAGACUGUCAGAUUUGGCCAUGCCUUGAACACAAUCUGUCCUCUAUUAUAACCACCGUGUGGACACCCUCUGGUAUUGCUUCCAGCUGCUGGCUGGGGGCUGAAAGGAGCCCAGCUGCAAUGGAUGAAACCCACCCUUGACUGAAGCAAACCUUUCAAUCACAGUGGAAUGAAUGAGGAGGGGGAAGGUGGGGUGGGGGAGAGAGAGAGAUUGGGAAUUGCCCUUCUGUUCCCACUGGGAGGUGCAGGGUGAGGAUGGGCGGCCCCCUCAGUCUGGAGGAGGAGAAAAAUAGAAAUCCUUUCAUUUUUAGAUCCUUGCCUUCUCUGCCUAAGCUCCGCAGCUGCUAAUGGAAACCAGAUGUCAGAAGGCAGACACACAGCUCUCCGCAGUUGGGACAAAUUAUUCGGCUCUUUUCCUCUUCCCAGCCCCACUCCCCAAUUCCUUUCCCACCCCGAGUAAGAGGCAGCUCAUUCCUUCAGCCUCUGAGCCAUCGUGGGGAAUCGUGGUGACAUUUAGAACUCCUGCUUUAAACAAAGGAGAAGCGAAACUCAUUCCCAACAUCUCAAUAUGAGAGCGUUUUAGGUUUGGGGUUUUGUUUCUGCAGGCACCCCCUUUCAGUUCAUGCACAGGAUCUCCACUCUGCACCAUUAAGUCCCCAUCACGAUUGCUAAUCUUGCACAGACUGUGCAUAAACUGCUUGGACUUGGAUGGCUGAAGCCAGGGCUCCUAAGGAAUCGGCCCAGUGUGCAAGCAAGCAAAAAGAAGCUCAGAAAAUCAUCACGGCAGGCGAGGUUCCUGAAAUCGAAGGGAAAUGACACAAAUUCUCAUUGGUGCAAACGAGGCUGGCACCUCUCCAGUACAAUCCUUAACAUGCUGCUUUAACACAUGGCUCGUUGUUAUCAGGCAUGUAUAUAUGCCACUUUGCAAGCACGCACGCACACGCACACACAGCCACAGAACUCAGCACCGUGAGAUUCUUAACAAGCUUCUAGCUCUCAUGGGUCAUGCUAGGCAAAACCUCCAAAGCUGGAGAGAAGGUGGAGGGGAGUAAGAUUAUCAGGGAGCAAGAGUUCAAAGCUCAUUGCCCUAUGCCGUCCUUUGAGGGUUGAGAGAAAGAGGUCAUAGCUCAGUGGAGGAACACCUAUUCUUUUAACUUGAGGAAUAAAUAAAUAAAUGCUUCAAACAUUGUAGGACUGAUCCCUGGCACAGAUUCUGGAGAGAAGCCCAGGUGAGCACGAGCUCAAAACAGAAGGUCUUUUGGUUAGAGUGGCACCAUAGCUCAGGCUUCCCUUGAUGGUGCAAAUAGGCUGGCUUCUGGAGAGGAGCUUGACACCUACUCUGCUCCGCCCCCAGCUUUUUAGUUUGGCACAGGUUGGCAGCUAAGCCGAGGUUGGGCUAGCAGAUUCACCCCAUGCAUUUACAGCACAUCCAGUGUGCGUUUAAAACAUGCAACUUCCCCCUAAAGAAUACUGGGUUCUGUAGUUUGUUAAGGGUGCUGGGACUUGUAGCUCUGUGAGGGGUGUCACCAGUAUGUGGGUAACACGCAGCUCUACUUCUCCGUAACAUCAGGAGAGGCUGCGAAAGCUCUGGAUUGGUGUCUCAGUGCCAUGGUAGGCUGGAUGAGGGCCAAUAAACUGUGCUUGAAUCCUGGGAAGAUAGAAGCUUUUGGAGUGGGUGGUACCCAUGUCUGGGAGAUAGGCAGGUUACCUGUUCUGGAUGGAGUUACACUCCUUAUGAUGGAGCAAGUGCAUAGCUUUGAGGGUACUCCUGAAUACAUCUUUGCCACUUGAGGUCAAGGUGUCCUCUGUGGCUAGGAUUUCCUUUGACUGGCUUCGUCUGGUUCACCAGCUAUUGAGUUCCUGGACAGGGAUAGCCUGUAGCCCAUGUGUUGGUAACCUUGAGGCUGGAUUACUGCAAUGUUCUGUGUGUGGGGCUGCCCUUGGACCUGGUUUGGAAGCUCCAGCUCUGGUGCAGAAUGUGCCGGCCAGAUUGCUGGUGGGGCAUCUGACUGACAACACGUGACUCUGUUGCUACAGCAUCUUCACUGGCUGCCCAUCUACUACCAAGCCUCUUUCAAGGUCCUUGGAUUAAUUUACAAAGCUCUGGACAACUUAUGCCCAGGGUGCGUCAGGGAGCACCCAAGCCCUUAUAUCCCAGGUCGAACACUGAGAUCAUCUGCAGGAGCGUCGCUGGCCAUUUGUCAAGUAGGCGAGGCUCAUGUGACAGCAACAAGAAACCGAGCCUUUAAGUGUCAUUAGUUCAGUAUUGUGGAAUACUCUGCCAACAGAGAUUCAGCAGGCACUUUCUGUUUCAAUUUUUAAAUGCCUGCUGAAUCCUUUCCUAUUCUAUCAGGCUUAUGCAAGCAAUUAAGAAUACAUUUUUUCCACAAUAGUUAGCUGAUUUCUGAUUUUAACUUUUUAGAUUGUUUUAUUGUGUGGUUUGAUGUACAACUGUUGUAAACCACUGUGAUAUUUUUUUUAAAGGAAUAGCAGCAUAUCAUUUUUUAAAUAAACAAACAAACUUCAGUUCUCGGGAUUCUUUGUGCAAAGCCAUGGGCUUUAAAUGUGCAUUGGAUGUGCUUUAAAUGUAUGGGGUAGAUCUGCCUAACUUGGUGCCUUGUACUAACGUGGGAUUGUAGGUAAGAUCUCUCCUCCUUAACCCUGAUCUGUAGCCGUGGUUUGGGCUAUGGUUAAGGAAUGACAUUAACCACGAUCCUGGGUCAGAGAACAUACCAGUCCAAACCUUGGCUGGGCUGUGGCACCUGAAACACCUAGUGAGAAGCAGCCUAGUAAAAUUAAGAAAUGCUUCUGCAUGUUGAAAAACUGAAGGACUGGUGAACCUUUCCAGGGAGAUGCUCCACAGCUGGGAUGUCACAAGUGAGAAGUCCUGCCUUGGAUCACUGGUACCACACCUCCAAAAGCGGACAGAGGGACUUACAGGAGGACCAGUGUCACUUAGUGGUUAGAAUAAAACUCAGCUAUGGAUCUCCCUGGGUGAUGCAAGUCCCUUACUCUCUUUCUCUGCUUCAGCCUAACCUACCUCACAGGGUUGUUGUAGGGGGUCAAACUGUGGUUGGAUGAGAAGGAGAGAAGCAUGUAUACUGUCUGGAUCUCCUUGGACAAAAGGCAAGAUAUAAAUAUAAGAAGUGUUGCAGGUUGCUACAUUAAUAUUGUGAAUCAGCCUUUCCAUUGUGGUUUGCAACUGCCUGAUCAGAGUCUGGGAUCAGACAAAAGAAUGUUAAUAUUCCUUAAUGGUCCAGGAAGGGCAGCUUUUAUCUCUAUAUGGAAGCUAAUUGCUCAAAGUGGCUUCUUGAUAGGGAGGCAUCUCUGGAAUGCGUGGAAUGGAGAAGGAGAUCAGAGCUUGAAAGGUGACCCUCUGCAUCCCCAGCAGAGGAGAUGAGGGUGGGAGAGGGAGGUGCCAGUGUGCCCUACUUUGCAGAGGACAGUCCUGUUUGAAGGGCUGCCCCCAUCAAAGCGCAAUAGAAAAAGAACUCUAGGAAGGGCUAGCAGCUGGGACUCUGAAGUUGCACAACAGCCCUGCACGGCAGACCAGGCAGGUGUCACACAGAUCACCUGAGCCCUUACAUUCCAGCCCGAUCAAUGAGAUCAUGGGUAGGCAAAGUAAGACCCGGGGACCGGAUCCGGCCCAAUUGCCUUCUAAAUCCGGCCCACGGAUGGUCCGGGAAUGUGCAUGUUUUUACAUUAGUAGAAUGUGUCCUUUUAUUUAAAAUGCAUCUCUGGAUUAUUUGUGGAGCCUGCCUGGUGUUUUUACAUGAGUAGAAUGUGUGCUUUUAUUUAAAAUGCAGCUCUGGGUGAUUUGUGGGUCAUAGGAAUUAGUUCAUUUCCCCCCCAAAAAAUAUAGUCUGGCCCCCCAAAAGGUCUGAGGGACAAUGCACCGGCCCCCUGCUGAAAAAGUUUGCUGAACCCUGAAUGAGAUCAUCUGGAAGAAUGCUGUUAGCUGCCCCCCAUAUCACAGAGGCCCAACUGGCCUCAACCGGUGAUUCCAUGCUGUGGAGAAUCGGUAGGCACCCCUGCUUUUAACUGUGAGACAUCUGCUGAAGACCUUUUUAUGCUGACAGGCCUGUGCAGUUGUUUACAAUUUUCUUGAGUCAUUUGAACGAUUGUUCGACAUUUAAUCUCACGCUACUGGGCAGCACUCUGAUCUUUUGUAAGGAUAGGGAAGAGAAAGUAUGUCUUUACACUGGCACAUAGUUCAAACUAUGGAACUCGCUUCCAUGGGAGGCAGCAUGGGCGUAGCCAGGACUUGGGGGGGGCAGGACCGAUGUGAUUGGUCAGUCAGUUAAGUAUUUCUAUUGUUUUAAUUGAUGCCCCCGUCACCCGCCCACUCUUGGCUACACCCAUGGGAGGCAGUGAUGGCCACUAACCUAGAUGGGUUUUAAAACAGGAUUGGACAUAUUCAUGGAGGAGAGGGCUAUCAAUGGCUAUUGGCCAUGAUGGCUGUCCUCUGCCUCCAUAGUUGGAGGCAGCAAUUCUUCUGAAUAGUAGUUGCUGGAAACCACAGAAGGGGAGAGUGCUCUUGUGCUUGGGUCCUGCUUGCAGGUUUCCCAGAGGCAUCUGUUUGGCCACUGUGAGAACAGGAUGCUGGACUACAUAAGCCAUAGGUCUGAUCCAAAGGGCUCUUCUUACGUUCUUACAUAAGAGGGCAGUACAUAAAUACUUUUAUCAAAAACAUGCUGUGCUCCAGUUCAGGCCCUGACCAUUAAGCCAGCCAGUCUCCGAUCUUGCAUCCUUUUGGAUGCAGACUGCAGCAUCCCAUUUCCCAGCUGCAUUGGCUCUUCUUGCCAUCUCCCAGAUCCACUACCUCCUUGCUGUCUCUCAAGGAUGACAGGACUCUGGACAUGCCAGGGCUUCUGUGGGCUCCCAUCUGCUGUGUGAGGCUCUCAGCUGCUGUUUGGCUCUGCGCUGUCACUCAGGACAGUAUUUAUAAAUAAAGCAGGAAGCAUGGGGGGGGGUCAGCGGCCCCGCACCAUGCCAGGCUCCAUUCUCAGGCAUCGAUAGUCGCAGGAAUGCUGUCAUCAGUCAGAGCGAUGCACAGUAUUUCACAUGAUGCUUCUCACCCCUCAACACUUCCAAAAACAGCACGGGAUAGCAGAGAGGAGUGGAACAUUUAUAGGAGCAGACCAGCCUGGAAACAAACAGGAUCUGGGCCCCAGAAGGACUUUGUACUCUGCCAAAGUUUGAUGCUAAGGCUGAGCCCUGGAAUAUUUUAAAUGACAGUGUUUAGCCCUGAGACAUGCAAGCAUGUGCAGAGUGCAGUGGCUCUCCCAAAGGUCUGGGAUCAAGGUGGAAGUUUUCCCAGGCUGAAAGUCCAACGUCUUGCAAGUUGUUGCCAUUAAAGGAAUUUAUAUACCAACUUACUUUUCAGAGGGGGGAAAUACCAAGGCAGUUCACACACACAAAAAUAAUAAGAAUAAACCAAUUAUCGAAAAUACAUUAAUUAAAAUACAUACAAACGCAAUGACGUUAAAACAUCCGUAUUUAAAAUAUAAAAUAAACAAGGCUUUCAAAACAGCAUAACAGUUAAAACAACAAGCAAAGCAGGAGACUCAAGCUGGGAAAUUCUUAUCUAACCAGGUGUGUCUUCAAGGAGCAGCAGAAUGACAGUACGGAUGGGACCUCCGGUAUCUUAGCAGACAGGGAGAGCAUUCCACAUCACUCACACCACCAAUGACAAAGCCUGCUUCUGUGUUACCACAAGCCAAUAAUCAUCAGGCCAUGGCAAAAAAAAAAAAAGUUUGCAUCUCUUGCACUCUCAAGUGGAUUAGAAAUUCAACAGUAAAUCUCGGUCUGCACAGAGUCAGGAAGGGGACAUAGCUCAGCAGGAGACAUUUUUUAAAACGUGCACAUUUAUUGUGUUUUGCGGACUGGUCCCCGUUCAGUGGGAGAGCACCUGCUUUGCUUGCAGAAGGUCCCAGGUUGAAUCACAGCAUCUGCAGGUAGAGCCGGGGGAAACUCUUCUUUUACUUUGGACCAUGGAGAUGCUGCUGUCAGUAAGAGCUGAAAUGACUGAGCUAGAUGAGCCAAUGGUCUGACUUGACAUAAGAGGAUUGUAGCUCAGUGGUAAAGCAGCUGCUUCACAUACAGAAGAUCCAGGGUUCAGUCCCUGGCAUCUCCACUUGGGAUGGGGUGAGAAUGGACCAUGAUUGCAACCCUGAAGAGCCACUGAUGAUUGGUGUCAACAGUGCUGAACCAGGUGGAUGAAUGGCCUGGCUCAAUAUAAGGCAGCUUCCUAUGUUCCCAUUAAAUGAGCCCCUUUUCUUUCAGCAUCACGAGGGCUGGAGUCCUACUUUAAUUUUAGGGGAAAGGGUGUAGCUCAGUGGUAGAGCACAUGCUUCAAUCCAGGGCAUCUCCAGGUAGGACAAUUCUAAGCCUGGGAGAGACUCCUCUCUGAAAUCCUGGCAAGCUGCUGUCAGCCAGCACAGGUAAUAUUGUCCUAGGUGAUCAGCUUCCUGUCUUCCUAUGCAGCUUCCCGUAAGGCAGCUUCCUUUGUCCCCAUGCCGCUCAGAUAGACAAAUAGCUUCCUGCAUUUCACGCAAUGAGCCUCGGCUCUAAAUGGGAAUGACCCUUUUGCUCUCCUCCCGGCCUCAAGCACUUUGGGUUUGCAUUCAAGCAAACUUUCACAGUGAAAAUUGACUUUUCCAAGUGCAUUGUGGGGAGAUCCAGAAUGCUCCCUCUAGCUCAGGAUUGCCUACACUGACUGGCAGCUGCUCUCCAGUAUUUCAGGCAGCAGACAUUCCCUUUCCUACCUGGAGAUGCUGGGGAUUGAACUUCUGCAUGCAAAGGACGCUCUGUCACUGAGCUCCAGCACUUCCCCAGAUCUGAAUGUCUGAUGAGCCAUGGUUGCCCCAUCCAGGGCUGCUCAUUGGACUGGCUUGCCUAAGAAAUGCUGCCUGCAGAGCACAUAUAUUCCCUAUUCCCUUUGCAGAAGUCUGCAUACAUUGGAGAGAGAAACGGGUGCCUAAAUCCCAGCCCCAUGAUGUUGUGCCUUGUUUUCUCUGUAUGCUGGCCAAACUUUGCAGCAACCAUAAUAUAUGUCCUUUGUGUUGUCUCACAGUCCCUGCACAACAUCUUUCUGCCCCCAAACCUUUCCUGUGUGAAACUAGCUAUUCCUUACCUCGUGGCUUGGUUCCCUUGGGUGUGUUUCGCUCAGACAUGUCUGGUGCACAUUUCCACCACUGUCAGCUGCUUCUGCGAAGCAAUUGCAGCCGGGGGAGACACAGCCAGCAUUUUGCCUAGAGAAAAAGAAUAACAACCGAAAAAGGCAGGCGGACUUUGCAAGCAGAAAGAUCUGCUUUCUGUUUGACCCUAACACACAUUCCAACUGUCCCUAUUAACCAAAGCAUACUGUUCUCAGGCUACCAUGUCUAUUUCAAACUUGACCCAGAUCUAUUUCAGUCUGUUGGUUCCCAAACUGUGGUCCGUGAAAGACAUCCAGGUGAUCCACAGCAUGUGUGUAAAAAUACAGGUAAAAAACAUACAACGUCCAGCACGAUGCAUCACAAUUGCUGCAGCAGGCAGAAAAUAAUGAAGAGGUCAGUCAAGACCCUCAGCAAUUAAAAUUGAACCUAUUUGAACCCUCUGACCCACUGAAAUCAAUGAACCUACGUUAAUUAUGCCCAUUAACUUCAGUGGGUCUAUGCAUGGUCAGAACGCUCCAAGGCUUCCGUGAUAAAAGGAACCUAUUUUGGACGUUGCUCAGAAGUGCUGUGACUUGGCAUAACUCUGCAGCCUGAACUCUGUGGAAUUGCAAACAGGUUCUGGGGCUGAGCCCCUGGGUUGACUUGGCUCACAUUUUAAGGGCAGGUCCAAACCAUAAAUUUAAAACACACCUGACACACAUUUAAAGUGCAUGACUUCCCCCCAAGGAACCUGGGAACUGUAGUUUGUUAUGGGUUUGGGGAGUUGUGGUUCUGUGAAGGUAAAAUACCGUCGCCAGGAUUCUUUGGGAGAAGUCAUGUGUUUUUAAUGUUUUGAUUAUAUUUAUGCUUUUUAUAUGUGUUGGAAGCUGCCCAGAGUGGCUGGGCAACCCAGCCAGAUGAACGGGGUAUUAUUAUUAUUAUUAUUAUUAUUAUUAUUAUUAUUAUUAAAAUGUCUAGUGUGGAUCUGCCCUAAGCCCUGUGUCUGGUGUAACCAUGGCGGGAAAAGAUUAAGACAACUUUGUGGCAUGUAACCUCCACCCCCCUCCCGCCGCCGCUGCAGAGAGGACAGGCCUGCUUUGCAAUGCCAGGAAAGGCUUCGGAGCCAAAGGGACUCCAAGCAAGGCUGGGGAGUCUCCUCUCCGUCUCCUUGGCCUCAGCCGGAGCUGCCUUCGGAGCUGAUUUAUAGCCGGCAAAGCUCGUGUUUGUUGGCCCGAACUCAGCUGCAUGCUGGGAAUGGCGUUGAGAAGGAAGGCGGCCCUGCUGGGGCUGAGGUGGUUCUCUCCCUGGCUCCUUUCCAGAGUUCUUUCCACAACGUGUAACUCUUUGGAUGCGGGGCGGGGAGGGGGGAGAGAGCUUUCAGCAAAUAUGGGAAAUGACCCACACUGAAGGCCCGGCAUGGGGGUUUCUUGCAGAUGGGGUGGCCAAUGCCUGGGAAAGCUGCUUGCACCUCCUGGAAUUGCAGACAGCAGCUUGGCAUUUUGGGAAGGGCUUUGUGCAAGGCAAGUUAUCGGUUCAGGGAUAUACCCAGGACCGAGUCCUCCACCCCCUCUUCCCACCCUCGCAGAGUGGAGAUCAGGGCAAUUUAUUCAUCAUUACUAUCAUUGACAAGUAAAGAUGACUCUUGGCUCCUUCCGCCCUUGGCAUUGCUUAUUGGCAAAGGAACACAGAGCUCAUCAAUGAGCAGGAGGAGCGAGAGGGAGGCAAUCCAAGGGUGGCUGGCAAGAGGGGCUCUUUCUAACUGGCUGGGCGAGCGGAUGGUGAAUUUUUAAAACAGCAAGCGUUGAAGGGAGCUGUUAGUAAUUUACCUGUUGCAUUGAUAUCCCAGCGUUUUCCUCCAAGAUGCUCAAGGUGUCCCGCAUGGUUUCCCCCCUCCUCAAUUCCUCCCCUUGACAAUCCUGUAAGGUAGGCCAGACCAAGAGGCAGUGACUGGCCCAAGGUCACCCAGUGGGUUUCACAGCUGAGUGGGGGUUUGAACCCUGGUCUCUCCCAGGCCCUAGUCCAGCAUUCUAUAGUGGCUGUCAAGUUGAGAUGAUGAUCAGUUCCUGGGGUUUCCCUAUGUGUGGGAGAGAAAUUUGAUUCAUUUUGCAUUUCAAGGCGAACCUGCUUAAUUUGUACUAUGUGAAAAAAUAUGCAAACUGAAACAUAGCAAUCCUUCGAAAGCCACACUUUUCUAAAUUUUGCAGUGCGGUUCUCUAGUUGAAGUAUGGUGCACAAAAAUGCAUAUACUGAGGUAAAGUGUCCAUGAAAAUGUAAAUACCAAUGAAAAUAGAAAUGCCUUCUUUUAGGGGAGAUCACUUUGCAAAAAAGUGUUUAUUAGGCAAAAUUGCAUAUGAAAACAGGUAUAUUAGGAGAAAUUCCCAUCAAUAUACUAAUGAAUUUUCAUGGCAAUUUUUUUUUUAAUGGCAAACUAAUGUGGAAAUGUGGAAGACUUAGAAUUUGAAAAAUGGGGGGAAACGGAGAUGGUCAAAUUCUCCCACCCUUUAAUUUCCCCCUCCCUGCCACAUCAUUGUGGGAGGAGAAACUGUAACAGCCAUAAUUAUGAAAUAAAAAAAUAAAAUUUUGUGGGUGCUUCAGAGAUGGAUCCCAUGUUUAUGUUAAUCAUUCAUUCAUUGAUACAGUUUCUAAACCACUCUUCAUCAAAGCAACCCCAGUGUGAUUUGCACAACUAUACAAUUGAAACUUAGGUAGGUAGGUAGGUAGGUAGGUAGAAAGAUGAUAGAUAGAUAGAUAGAUAGAUAGAUAGAUAGAUGGAUAGAUAGAUAGAUGAUAGAUAUAGAUAUGAAUAAAAUUGUUUAAACAUAAAGGGGUGUAGCCAACUAAGUUUUACUCAAAGUAGACCCACUGAAAUGAAUAGACCACUGAUAGGCCAUUUCUUCAAAAUGGGGUCUACUCUGCAUGGGACUAAUAUUGCAUACAACCCAAUAUUUUAAAUUUUAAAAACCAAAUGUUGCAAGAUGUGGAGGUUGUGUUCAGGAACCCUGGAAUUAUUAUGGGGUCGAACAGCUGGGGACACUGAGAGCUCAAUUGCAGAUUAUCUACAGAAUUUCCGAGGCCCCGUCCCCAGCAUCUCCAUGUAGGACCAGGAAUACCCCAGCCUGAAACCUUAGAGAGUCUCUACCAGUCAGUGUAGGCAAUACUGAGCUAGAUAGACCAGUGGUCUGGGCUUGGUAUAAGGCAGCUUCUGUGUUCCCAGGUUCUUAAGAGAAAGAUAUACCUUGCAUGGAGUCAAGCCUUCAUGAAUGCCCAUUGAAGCCAGACUUCUCCUCCAUGUGAAGGGUUUCCAUGCCACCUGUAUCCAUAACAGAGAGCCUGCCAUACGAUCAUGUAUGAUCACUUAUGUUCAGCUCCAGCUUAGGUUGCCUCCUCUGCGAACCCCAGUGAUAUCUUCCUUUGGCUAACAUCACAGCUUUAUUUAGCCUGGACUGUGCACAUUGUGUGUGUGUGUUCAAUUAAUCGUGCAACAGUUGCAGUGCAUUUGGAAUGCGCUACAGAUUAGAGUUUUUAUCAGCCGCGCAACCGUCUGCAGAGAAGCUCUGUGCUGGUCUCAUAGAGGCAGUGUCACCUCGAGGAGAUGCUGGCUGACCCCAAGCCAGGGCGGCGAAGGGGAGGCUUUCCUUCUUUGGUCCUCAUCUGGGUCUUGGCAGGGCCCUGCCGGCGCGAGGCUCAGUGACGGAGCGCCACAGCUGCCUUCGCACUUGCGCUGAGCCAUCAAACUCAACUGCAUCCUCUUUACUUUAGGAGAGAGAGAAAUGAACUUGGUGGCCUCCAAAGUCAGAGGCAGGUGCCUUUCCUUACGGCCCGGCAGCUGUUCUUGUGGGCUGGCUGCUCCUCUGCCAUUUACCUCUCGUCUCCCAGCCCACCUCGUCCCUCCCAUCCUGAUAACACUUCCACAACUCACAUUCAUCACCCCCCAAAAGCAGGAUGGCUUUUUGGAACCUCUGAGCGGUUCAGAGGCUGCAUGACACCGAAUUGGGGCAGGGGCUACCACCAAGGGAUGGCCAUUGCCUUUGAGGCUUCCUUGUGUGAGCUUCUCAGGAGGAGAGGAUCACCUGGUCGGCCACAGCUGGACUAGAAGAGGCUUUGGUCUACUUGAGAAGGGCUCUAUGUAUACAUUAUAUACAUUGCUUUUGAUGUUGCUACAUGGGAUCCGCAACAAAACAUUGCAGUGUGCUCCUGUUCAGCGUACCUGCCAGUGAGCCAGCCAGACGUGCCCUCAUCACGGAUACUGCAUUGCACAUACCCCCACCACAGUUUGCAUUUUUAUUUCUGGCGCUGGGAAAUUUCCCAUGGCUGCUGAGCUGUUUGUCUAGGAGUAUGUUUGCUUGCUGCUCAGGAGGGAAUGUGGUCCUCAGACUGAAAAUGCUUCCCCAUCCCUGGUGUGGCUGAAGCAGGCAUCAGUAUGAAUCGUGUCUUCCCUGGGGGCUUCCAUCCUAAAUAUUCCCUUUCUUGUUUCCUGGGCAGUAUCUUUGCCUCUGACUCUCCUCACCUGUACCUCCUCCCCUCCCCUCCCUCUCUCUGUUCUGCAGGUAGUACGGAGAUCAAGGCAGCAACGAUGCCUGACUCACCGGCCGACGUGAAGACGCAGUCCCGAUCCACGCCCCCCAACAUGCCACCACCCUCACCAGCCGUCACGCAGGGAGCAACGCGACACCCCACCUUCACACCAAACCCUAGUGAGUAGUCAAGUCAACACCAUGCCCAGUGAUGGGCAUCAAAAAUGGCAAAGGAAACAGAAACGGUGGCCAGGGGGUGGAGGUGGGGAAUCAAAGGUCUCUCCUGAUAUGGUGUAUUAUUAUUAUUAUUAUUAUUAUUAUUAUUAUUAUUAUUAUUAUGUUUACACCCUGUCGUUCCUCCAAGUUGCUCAAGGUGAUGUACAUAGUUCUCUUCCUCAUUUUAUCAGCACGAGAACCAGGGGGCAGCUGCCUCAGGUGGCAGAAUCCAAGGGGCGCCUUGGCAGGUAUGCACCACAGCUAGAGAAGCAAGGAGAAGCAGUGGCUUCCAGCUACUAGUGAGAUCCCGCAAGAGCCCUGUUAGAGGCCUUCAGAGGUCUUGCACAAUCGUCCUGAGACCACAAUAUAUAAGGCAGAGCGCCUCACUUACCAGGGUCUCCAAAGGCCUCCACGCAACAUUAUGGGGCUCUUGCAAGGUCUUGGUGGAACCUGGAAGCAGCAGUUGCACAAUGCUAAGCGAGGCUUGAGCUUCCCCAUUGCUGACUUAUCUGCCUGCGCUCUAUCCUUGUGGCCUGUUUGCUUCCAGAACUGAAGCAGACUGAAAAACUUACAUACGUUCCCUCCCGCACACAUGCUAUUUCCACUCUGCAAUGACCUGUACAGCAGGAACUGUGGGCUGCGGCUGUUCAUUAGCCUUUCUGAGAGGCAAAACAAAAAACAAAAACCCGACCCAAGCAGAGGACUUUGCGCUUAAGAGGACUUUGCAGAAACGGAAUCUAGCCAGACCCAUUUCCCCGCUUUAUCCGCAAGCUCUUUUCCUCUGGCGUGGAGGUUCCGGUUGUCAUCAGGACCCGGAGCUGCUUCGGAUGCCGGGGCGGGUGGGUGGGCUUGGAUGCUGUCCACCUCCACCCUCGCCGCUUCUCGCCUCUUGAUGCAUCGCCUUUCAAGCGAAUGGCAGUGCCAGAUGGCACCACAUUUGGAGUGCCAGGAAAGCAGCCCUCCCCCUUCCCCGUUGAUGCGGAUGCCAGCCGUCUCCGCUCCUGCUGCUCAUGAGCGAUGCUGCGAUUCGCAGCCAGAAGGUGCAUAAGGAAGCAAAAAGGGAGAGGGCAGUUGAACCCCAAGCAGACAGCAAAGGCAACAGCAGCACUCAGGAUUAUUUUCAAAAAGGACGGGUGCCAGGGGCCCAGGUCUUGCUAGAAUCCAGACCUCUGAGCUCCAAUGUAAGGUAAUGCAGAUCUCAGUGGGAGAACAUCUGCUUUGCAUGUAGAAGGUCCCAGAUGCAAUCCCCACUAGCAUCUCCAGGUAGGACUGGGAACGAGUCGCUGCCUGACACCCUGCAGGGCCCCUCCCUGGCAGUGUACACAAUGCUGAGCUCAACAUACGAAUGGUCUGAUUCAAUAUAAGGCACCUUUCUAUGUUUCACUGUGUGGAUAUUCUGCAAGCAGAGCAAACUACUCUGCACAUGCUCAGAGGGAAGAUUGUUUCACCAGAGCCCCGGUGUUGAAACUAGAUUCCAAACCCUGUUUAAACAAGGCUGCAGAGCAGUAAAGUUAAGCAUUGCAUGGCUUAGCUGUAGCCAUGCUAACCCCCCCUAUGGGAUUUCCACCAGUCAUCAAAGGCCUGCCCUACCAUUAGGCAGGGUAACUAACUCAGGCAGCAGGUGCUGGUGAGGCAGCAGUAGCAGCCUCUGAGGCCGUUUCCUUCUGAUAAGAGGACAGAACUGUGUCACCUAACCUGCACCCAGGAAUGACCCAUUCUGGUUUGCCUCCUGAGCAAGAUAUGAAAGCUAGGAGCUAAAUGGUGCCUUAAACCUAGGUUAUCGGCGCAACAACGGAAUGACUAGGUGCACUUUUUUAUAACAAGAAUACAAAGCUGAAAAUGAAUGAACUGCAGCUAAAAUAUUAUGUUCAGGGUCUAGUCUUUCCUUGCCCACCCCCCUAAUAUUCUUAAGAGGGUCUCUUCUCCAGUCUUCAGAGAGUAGCUGGAAAUUGGGGGGGGGAGGGCAGAGAAAGCUCCUCCCUUCCUUCCACUCUGCAGUUUUAAUCUGAAAUCUUAGGCGCAGUACUGCGCCCAGAACUCAGAAAGUGCUUGCACUAAUGAAAUUCCCUGUCACAAAAUGUGCCUAGAACAAUGGGAGUUUCAAACACGGCUCCUGAGGUGAAACAAGAAAGUGCCACCCACACUGCUGCCCACUAUCCCCCCCACACACUGCACUUGCUAAAUCCUUGCUUACCAGGGUCAUGCAACUGCGGCUUCUGCGUUCUUGCAAGAUUUUGGGGGAGUUCUUUUAGAUCUCGCCAGAACCCAGAAGUCACAAGCAUGUCUCCUUGCUCCUCAGUUCUCUGGCAACAGGAGAGGUUGGGGCACCUGAGGGGGCUCACCUCUUGUGAUUCCACAGCUGUCUCAGUUUGGCCCUGCCUGCACCCCAUAAGCUAGUUUGCUGCCUUCAAAUUGCCAGGGCUGAAGGAGGAUUCAGUAGCCAGCCCAGGCAGCCUGUGUAUGUGCAGGUGUGUGUGUGUGUGUGUGUGUGUGUGAGAGAGAGAGAGAGAGAGAGAGAGAGAGACCAUCUUCUCCUUUGCCUCGGGCAGCAAAAAUGCAUUUCUCUUGCCUGAGGGUCACCCCCAUUUGCAAGGCAGAGAAUCGCCCCAUCCAGUUGCCCGCCAGUGCAUAAUGCACAGUUUGCAUUGGGCCGCGAAACGCUCGGAGUGCCACAAGUGCAGCCUAAGCAGCAGGAAGGGAGUCCGCGCCCCCACUCCUUUCACAGAUGGGAGCCUUUCCUCCAUCCACAGAUAAAAGAUCCAAUGGCAGAUGGGCGGCUAUAUCCGCAGGCGCAGCACAUCGAUGCCGAAAGCCCUGAAAUAGUUGUGACUAUAAUAGCCUGCUCCCCCAGAUUCCUUUGCCCUUCAGCUGCAAGGAAGCCACGCAGCCCGGGUCAAAAUUAACUUCUUCUUGCUCACAAUCAGAAAGAGCAACACAUGCCCACCCCCCUUACCUCCACACUGAGCUACAAAGUCUCCUCCCUUCUGAAAAGAAAUGCCUUUUUUUGUAUUGCACCUUGCGGGGGGGGGGGUAGUCUCUCUGUGUGUCCCCUGCCUCCCCGAUUCCGAGUGGCAGUUCCAAGUCAGCUCCAGCCUUUCCUUUUUUUUUUUUUUUUUGAGCCAGAUGUUCUCUAAUUAGAAAUCGGAUUCUGCUCGUCUGUGAUCUGAUGGGGUUUGCUUUUAAUCGCUCUCGGUAGCAGAUGCAAAGGCGCUUUUGAGCCAGUCUGCUGUGUUUUCUGAAAAGGGUCUGCUGCUGCUCUCCCCUCCCCCCUCUCAAAAACAACAACCCUUCUUGCAAUAGCUGACCCUGGGAGGGCUAGCCUUUCCUCCCUCCCUCCCCCCCCCAAGUCCCCAUCCCGCCACCACCCCACAGUGAUGCUGUGUAUGCAUUUAAAGCGCUUAGAGGUUAGGGAAGAGAGAAGGAUUGGAAGCUGUGACUUUUGCACUUAAUUCGAGUGGAUAUUAGCAAACAGCUGGUGUUGUGCCCUUACUAAAGAGCUCUGCUAAGAUGUUCAGCCUAAACUGGGCGGCUUUAAUAACCACCUAGCCUGAUGGUUUGCCACCCGAGAGCUAUGGCAGAGACUUGGCCCAUCCCAGGAUCCCACAGCCAAGGAGCAAGACGCCAGUGGCAGAUUUCCCAGCCAGAUGGUGGCUGCUGAGAGCACACGGAUGUGCAAAGGAGGACUUGGAGUCUAUGAACUGCUUGGUUCCUCUCUCCCCAGAUCCUUUUUAUUAUGGGAAUCUUCCCAAGGAAAGCUAUAUGCCAGAGUUAUCUUUCCAGCCCUUAUAAGCUCACUAAAGAUAUUUUGUCAGCCAGGGAUGGAGAAAUCAGUGUACAAGGAGGCAGGUCCCUGCCCAAGGAGCAUACAGUGAAGAAAUUUGACACUGGUGAAUUGGAAGGAAGGAGAGGCAGGGACAAAAAGGGGAGCCAUAUAUGGUUGUUUCAGUUACAUAAAGGAAGGCUUGUUUACAGAGUUACCAUUACACCAUAGGGCAUGGGAACCUCGGACCUGUUAUUCCAGCUCUGAUGUCAACAAGCAAGUUGCAAUGGUUACUAAUGAUGUCCUACCUCCCCUUCUGCUGGAAACUGCAGCAGGGGAGAGGGCUGUUGUGCUCAGGACCGGCUUGGAGGCUUCCCGGGAACAUCUGACUAGACACAGUGAGAACAGGAUGCUGGGCCAGAUGGGCCACUAGUGGGCCUGAUCCAGCAGGCUCUUCUUAUGUUCUUACAUCUUGAAUUGGUUCUGAACCGGACAUGCUUGUCAGUUCUGUAGCCCAAGUUCCCUUAAUCCAUCUGACCCUUUCUGAUCAAGCCAGUCCUUCUCCUUUGUUCUUAUGUCAUAGUGAACCAGGCUUGUUGCAUGAGGAAGCGAGGGGCAGGGGUGGGGAGGACACCACACACCCUCUGUAGAUUUUCUUUGCCACAUUGGUGGAAAUCAGAGGUGCUCUACACUCCCACGCCCCUUCCUUCUCUUAAUUUCUGUUGUAUGUUUUUGAAUCUAUACAGCAUCCGCCAACCUGGUACCCUUCUGCUGUUUUAGACCACAUAUCCCAUCAACCCCAGCUUUGCUGGCUGAGGCUGAUGGGAGUUGUAGUCCCAAACAGCUAGAGCAUACCAGAUCAGGAAAGGCUAUUCUGUACUUUCCAAGUGUUUGUUAAUACUGACGAUCACGUCCCUAUCUUGUGAUCAGCACCGUAUGCAUUUUGCAUUGUUCGUUGUUAUAAAUCUUUUCUGGUUUUAAAUUGCUUCUAUUUGUUGUAUUUUAUCUGGCUAAAUCGCUUUGAAACUCUUCUACAAAGCGACCGAUACAUGCACUUAAUUAAUAAUAAAAAACCAAUACAGCUGUUGGAGAGUUGUUCACCAGGCUUCAGCACAAAGUCCAUUAACCUGGAAAGUGGGUUGUUGCCAGGCAGAUUUCUUAUCUAGAAAACAAACAAACACAUCCACAUGGUUGUGCUUUCUAGAACAGGUCCCAUUUCAGCAUGGAGCUGGCUUUAUGGCAUGCAUAGCUAUAGACCAAGGGUGGGGACCUAUCUCAGUCUGAAGGACUCAUUCCUUUCCUGACAACCUCAAGGGCUGUAUGCCAGUGGUGGGCGGGGCCAGAGGCAAAAGUGGGUGGAGCAACAAAUGCAAAUAUUAGAACCAAUUUUCUACUCGUGCAUCCCUCUCUAGCCUCCAUUCAGAUGAGCAAAAAGCAUUAUCAGAGUUCAAGGACACAUUCUAGCUGGAAAAAAUAUAUUCCCAGGGUGCGAAGCAAUGCCAGUGAGGUGUGUAGUCUGGGGAGAGUUCUUCAGGCCAGAUACAGAGGUCUAAAGGAGAUGCCACCCAACCUUUCCACCUGCCCACAGGCACUCUAGGCACCUGUGCAAAUUUGGGCCCCCAAUCCUUUUGAGUAUCUGGCAGCAACACCCCUAAUCAGCAGGCCAAAGAGCAACCAUUUGUGAGUCUCCAAUGUCAGCAAGACAGUGAGUUGUCAGCCCUCGGCUCCUUCAGUUGAGAUAACACCAUACCAUUCAACAUUUCUCCAAUGAAAAUAGGUACAUCCUAAGGAAAAGCAGGACAUUCUGGGAUGAAAUCAGAAACCAGGACAGCUUCUGUGAAUCUGGGACUGUCCCUGGAAAAUAGGGAGGGUCUGUAAUACGGGCAGGCAAGCCACACUAAUUUGGCAAUCUAGGAAGCUGGGAGUGGCUUCCUUCAAUCUGCAUUGCAGUUUAUGAAGCUGGUUUAGCAUAAGCCUCUUGGCACAACCUUAGUCUUUGUUUGGGGAUUGCAUGACCAACCCAUAUCUUUCCAGGACACCCUCAGGCGGAUGGGACAGUAUUGGUUAAGAGUUUUGCCCUUGCAACUAAGCUCACACACUGGAAGGAAAUCUCUCAGCCAAGAUGGAUACGUUUAAGGCCCUGCCUAGCUACUGCCCCAGCCCUGAUCAGGGACUUCAGGAAGGAAGCGCCCUGCCACCUCUGGUCUCUCCUGAUAGCGUAUGUUUUAUUUUGCUUGCAGAUCGUGAAGCUGGGCCGCCGAUGUUUCUGCCCCGCGGCCGUUUUCAUGGUUGCUUGAAAUGGUCCAUGGUGUGUCUCUGUAAGUAAAAUGAAACGUGCCCGUCAGCAAGAGACGCAGAAGCUGUAGCUCAGCUUUGCUUCCCCUAGAGCAGGGGCGGGGGAAACCCGAGGGCCACAUUCUCUUCAGGGGAACCUCCCAGGGGCCGCAUGCCUGUGGUGGAUGAAAGUGGGUGGAACAAUGCAUGCUGAUUUUACCUUUGUACAGUAGGCAAAUUUUGACACAUACUCACAUGAUCUGCUAUCUGGGCAAGCAGGAGGCCUGAUCAAAGUUCAAGGACACAUUCCAGCCAGGGGGGGGGAAAGCUCAAUAAGGGUUUGAAGCAAGACCAGAGAGGGUAUGGCUAGGGAGGGUGUGGCCUGGGGGGAAAGUCCCAAGAGCCAGACACAGAGGUCUGGAGGGCCACAUUUGUCCCCCAGGUCUGAGGUUGCUCACCUCUCCCCUAGGUAAAUACAGGAGGGGAGCAAAUGCACUUUUGCUGGAGUUGGUCAGGCAGUGUUGUCUAUAGGGUGCUGCCCCAUAGGUUGGCAACCCCCCCAUUUCACUCUCAGAGGGUUCCCAGUUGGCCAGCAUCACAGGAAAUCUUCUUCUUCUCCCUACCUCUUUGUAAUGUCCUUUGGGUGUAUCUCAUUUCACCUGCCUCACUGUUAGGGGGUAGGCAAUUUUAAAUUUGCGUACAUUUAGUCAGUUGGCAUCUUCAAUUGAGUAAUGGCAAAUCGUUUGUAAAGAAUCUUUGUAAAGACAGACACCAAGAAAGCUGCACCUUCUGUCCUGGAGGCACCACCUCCCAAUGCUUCAGGUAUAGUGGGAGCAUUGUGGUUGGUCAGUGAAGAAAGUGGGGAAACUUUUAUCAUGCUCUGAGGCACCUGCUUGUGUUGUUGUUACUGCCUGCUAGAGGCCUUCAGCCACAGAAUGGACUAGUUAGUCCAAAUCAAUAAAUAAAACUCAACUCCUUUCUCUUAUUCUUUAUUUACUUCAGUAAUAUUCCACUCAGAAAGUCAGUUGCCUACUUUGCUCCACAUUCUUCAAGUACCUUGCCUCUGGGCCCUCUGCCCCUAAUCUUUCCAUCAGUCUAGGAUCUUUUCCCACUUCUUAUCCCACCCCACAAAGAUGUGCCUGCCCCUAAGACCUGUGUGGAAUUUUAAUCCCAGUCAAAAUGACAAUGUACCUUUCCCUCAGGUAAAUUGGACUGCAAGCAUUCUGAUAGCCUUGCUUCCCUGGGCCAGUCCGAAUGUUUGCAAACCUUCUGUGCCGUCAUCACACCAGCUCAGUCAAUUGGUGUCAAGGGGAUUAACCACUGCGUGUGCAAUACAGUGGUACCUCGGGUUACAAACACCUUGGGUUACAAUCACUUUGGGUUACAGACUCCGCUAACCCGGAAGUAGUACCUCGGGUUAAAAACUUUACCUCAGGAUGAGAACAGAAAUUGUGCGGCGGCAGCAGUGGGAGGCCCCAUUAGCUAAAGUGGUACCUCAGGUUAAGAACGGUUUCAUGUUAAGAAUGGACCUCAGGAACAAAUUAAGUUCAUAACCAGAGAUACCACUGUGUAUAAUAUGGACUAGGGAUAAUAGGUCUUGAUUCAAAUUAACCCUUCAAAAGAACAAUGUCCAAUUACAAGUUUUUCUUAUGUACACAGAGUAGUGGCUGUAGCACACGGCCCAUUCUGUGUCUUCAAUUCCAACAGUUAUCAAGGUGUUCCAUUCUACUUCCCGUGCAGACUAUUGCAAAAUAAUAGCUGUGUCUGUAGAAUUGCUGGUGAUCUCUGUGAAAAUGAUACAGAAGGGGUGUGUGUGUGUGUGUGUAAUAGAGCACUGAGGAAGGAAGGAAACUUCAUUGGCCAGUUUCCCCCACUGCGGUGAGAUUUAUUGCAUUCCCAUUGGUACAGUCCUAAAUUUGCAUCUAUGCAUAUAAACUUGUCCAUGCAAAUAUAUUUUGGGAGCUACACUGGAGAGCCACAACCUGAACAAAGGAUACAAAAGCAUUAAACAAACUUUGCAUUUUUUAAUUUGCAUAAUUUGUGAAUAAAAAAAGUUUCAUAGGAGACAAGCGCCUGAACCCUGCCUCCCUUCCCCCACCGCCUGCCAAACUUGCAAGCUGACACAUAUGCCUUCACUUCUGCAAAGAGGCAACAGCACACAGGCCCUCUUCGACCUCAGAGCAGAUUGAGCACAGGUGCAACCUAAGGACACCUUCCAUUAUUUCCCCAGUGCAAUUAGGGCAGUUCGGCAGCUUGACGGCUGACGUGCCCCACUUUUUCCAAAUAUCCUUUCCCUCUUUUAGUUGAGGAGGACCCACAAACGCAGCUCUCCGCCGAGGAGGACCCACAAACGCAGCCCCCACCCCUAAAGCGUCAGAGACAUAUGCACAGUUUAACUUAGUAACACACCUGUCACUCGAAUAAAAGCAGUUGUGGCCGAGAGGUUAUUUUCGGCACCUCUUUAGCAAGCGGCGGUUCUCGCCCUGCCGGAGACUGAGCAGGAGCCCAGGAACACACGGCAAAAGCCCCGACGGCUGCGGCUUCCCAAGGAGGUGUCAGUGCCACAGCGGGAAAGGUUAGUGUUUAGUGACGACUGAAACUAGGCAAGGCAAACUUGGCACCUUCCGAGGACUGCUCAGGAUCUCUUUUUGGUCCCAAGAAGGAUGCUGGGAUUUGAGGCUCUGCCUCCAAGGCAGGGGACAGUGUCUGCCUGGGGCACAUUGUUGUCUGCUCUUUCUCAGCCCUGACUGCGGAGAGACAGGCGUUUCUACAUUUUCUGAGGGUCCUUGGGGAGGAGGGAUGGCUGCUUGCAAGGGGGUGGGCAAACAAGUUAGGUUCUGACCUCUGAUAAACAGGCUUUGCUCCUGUGGGGUUUUUUUAAACCUGCAACACCUGUUUGACUUGAGAGGAUCAAAAGUUGAGAGAGAGAGAGAGAGAGAGAGAGAGAGAGAGAGAGAGAGAGAGAGAGAGAACCACAACAUCUCUUUCAUACCGCUUCAAAAUCUGUCAUUAGUUUCUGGCCUAAGAACACAUGUAAAAGUACAGGGCUGGAAGGCAGCUUUUGCAGUCUGGGAAUAUGUUGCCUCUGUUCAGCGCAGUAAGAUUUGUUAUUGUAGGCCGGCUUUUCAGCUCUUGUUUACUGCUUCAGGGUGGGGAGGUCAGCUGGGCGUUGGGGGGUAGCAUCUUGUGUGGAAAGGUCUUGGAAGCAGUAGGGCUCCUCAGGAAGACAAUUAGCCUUGGAAUAUGAUUCUAGGAUAUUUAUGGCACAAUCCUAUCCACACUUAGCUGGAGGGAUUUGCUUCUUUGGAAAAACACUCCUUUUCUUGGAGGCACAUCAUCCCAAGAAUGGGACUUGCUCCCUAGUAAAUGGGAUGUGUUUGCUUUUUAGAAUCUUAGCAUCAGGAUAUUACAGUUUCUGCCUUGACUCUUAGAGCACUGUUCCUUCUCUGGAGUUAGGCAGCCGGGUCCCAAUCCACCAGAAAAUGUCUCCUGCACAAGUCCCCGUUCACUUUAGUAACAUUGCAGAGGACCAGACAGUGGUCAAUAAUCUGCCUUUGGGACAUCUUUCUGCAGCCUGACAGUUCUGAGCAGGAUUUAACCCUGUGCAUUCCCUCCAGCUGGAUAAGACUGUUUCAUUCUUCUUGUUCCUCCCUCACUGACUAAGGGAAGCAGCUGGGGUCUUGUGGAGCUCAGACAAACCCAUUUGAGAAGAGUGUCUUUAGGGUCGCUCUCUCUUUCAGGGAGGAGGAAAAAAUACUGUUUGUUUGCAUCUGCAAAAUGAUUUAAAAGUAUGCCUCUUUCAAAUGACCUAGCUUUCAUGCACAUAAAACCCCUUCAGGUAAAAAGCCAGCCCCUACUCCAAACCAGCAAGUGUUAACGCCACUGAUCUUAUUCCUUUUUCCAGGGAUGCACAUCUGCCAAGCUUGCUUGGUCUUUUUUUUCAACUGGUUUAGCAUCUAUAUUUCGCCUCCACCUGAAAAGCUCAUGGGGUUUGUGGGUGCUAAAAGACAUAGCCUUCCCCUUGCCUGGGAUCCUCCUGCAAAACCUCUCCCCAAAGGGCCAUAGCCAUUUUUGCAACUGUGUCCCAUUGUUGACUAACACAGAGCCUCUGGGAUCCACUAUGAAUUUUCCCCUUAUCCCACAGUGCCUUACUAUAUGCAAGAUUGCAAUAGCAGACCCCCUCUUGUUACCGCUUUCUCUCUUUUUUCCUUGCAGUAAUGAAUGGAAGCAGCCACUCCCCGACGGCAAUUAACGGUGCACCCUCCACCCCCAAUGGCUUCAGCAAUGGGCCUGCGACUUCCUCCACGGCCUCGCUGUCCAACCACCAACUCCCUCCGGCCUGCGGGGCACGCCAGCUGAGCAAACUGAAGCGCUUCCUGACCACGCUGCAGCAGUUCGGCAACGACAUCUCGCCGGAGAUCGGGGAGCGCGUUCGUGCCCUGGUGCUGGGCCUCGUGGUAAGCUUGCAACCUGCGCACUCUGCCCUUGGCGGCGAGAUCCCUGUCUUCUGUCAGAGAUCCCUUGCUGGCGGGGGGACCUGGUAGCCAUUGCAGCUGGUUGAAAUACUUUUUGCAAAGAAGGCAGCAGUGGGUGGUGUUAAACUGCAAUGCCGUUACUCUGCUCAUUACACCUGCUACAGAUGCACUGCGGAGAUUUGGGGCACCUUAAAGCAAGGCUGGGAAACAUCAGGGCCAGGGGGGAAAUAUGGCCCUUCAGGGCCUCUUCUCAGGCCAUACCCUACAAUGGUCCUGCUCUGCAGCCUGUUUGAGUGCUUUUACUGGCUGGAAUGUGUCCCUGAACUGGGAUCCUGCCUCUUGCAUGCAUGGAUGGGAGGAGUGUGGGGUGUGGAUUAUCCACAAACCUCUGACUCUGACCGCACAAAGGUCACAUGUGUCGCUCCAUCUACACCUGCCUUUGGCUCCACUGGCACGUGGUCCCCAAAAGGUUGCAUGGGAAGAAAUCCGGCCCUUGGGCUAAAAAGUGUUCCCCACUGCUGCCUCGGAUGCAAACACAUUUAUUAGAGCGUAAUCUGGGAUCCCUUUCACCAGAUGCAUGCUAACCCCCAAGAUUCUUUGUCAUUUGCACUGCAACAGAUUCAUACUCUGGAAGUUAUGGUUACUUAGUUGUAAUUACUUUGCUUAGCUGGACAGGGUUAUGUCAUCCGAUACAAAAAAAAUUAAGUGCCCUUGCCCCUGCCAAAUUGUCAGCAAGGCAAGCAAACCAUAUCCAUAUUAUGGCAGGGGUGUUGCCAGUUUCUUAGUGGCUCUUGUGCCUUUAGCAACUGAGCUGCAAAUGUAAGCCAGUGAUUUGUGCUGAUAUCCAUGCUGCGCAAAACAAGAGGGAAAGGGUGGAGUCCUUUGAGGGAGAGCAGGAGACCUCUGGGUGAUGUGGGGGACAGUGGAGGAGGGAAGGUCAUUGGCUGAGAUGUGUACGAACACAGAGGGCCUAAUGAGGCAUUACUAAAUGUGUGACUUCCAAUUGCUUGUAUCAUUUUCCUUAACAAUCAACCAAGAGAUAUUUUUUUAAUGGGCCCUGACCUUAUAAGGAGGAGAGGAGUUUCCUCCCCCCUUUCCUCCCCAGCCAUGAUUUCUGCCCAAAUCACCCCCUCAGUUCUGCAAUUAGUGACAGGUAAUAAGCUCCCAUUGGCACCAUGGGAGCUUUCCCCCCAUAUCACUAAUUGCAGCAUGGCAGGGGCAUCAGUUUUCAUGAAUACACAGUAAAAACUCCCUAUUCAAUGCGGUUCUGAUAAAAACUGGGGGUGGGGCAGCACUUAUGAUUAAAGAACCCCAGUAUGAUUGACAGCAUCCGUUUAAAUCACAUUUAGGAGACAUAGGAAGCAGCCUUUUACUGGUCUAUCUAAUUCAGUGUUGUCUGCACUGACUGGAAGUUGCUCUCUAGGAUUUCAGAUAAGAGUCUCUCCUAGCCCUACCUGGAGAUGCCGGGGAUUGAAUUUGGAACCUUCUGCAUGCAAAACAGAUGUUCCACCAGAGAGCCAUGGCCCCAUCUCCAAAGUUAAGUUCAGCUUAACUAUGGUUUAAAGGCAAGCAUGCUGGUGCAUGGAGAGAAAAUUGCCACACUUCCAUUCCACCAGGGUGCUGCGGUGGUUUAAAGUAAGGUACGAGCCAGACCAGUGAAGAGAAUUUGCUGGACAUGAAUCCACAGUCCUCAGUAUCGUUGACCCCGUGCUGUUUCUACUUUGCAGAAUUCCACGCUGACCAUUGAGGAAUUCCACUCCAAGCUCCAGGAGGCCACAAACUUCCCUCUGCGUCCUUUUGUCAUCCCAUUCUUGAAGGUACACCCUUUAUAAGACUUCUGUCUUGCACGACUUGAACUUAUACCAGCUUCAUAAUUUUGGGGAGGUUCUUUGUUGCAUAGGCACCUUUUCACACAGCUGAAUGCAGGUUGGAUCCUAGAAUGCUUGGGCCAACUUGUUCUCUCUCUCAGAGGCACCUAGACACCAUUGUGUCAGGUCCUGGCAGAUCCUUCCCCUUGGAAGAAGUUGAUGGUUUCCAGGAACCAUCAUCUACACAUGAAGGUUGGUUGGUUCUCUAAUUCCUGGACUGGUCAAGACACGUCCUGGAAUACUGGAAGCUAUCUUACACUGAGCCAGUUCACUACCCCUUCUGGUUAAGUACUGUCUAGACCAGCUACAUACAAAGCAGAUGUUCUACCCUUCCCUCAAACAGAAUAAUAAGAUUCCAGUCCUCAUGGUUCUCAAGAAAAGACUGGUUAAAAUGGGACUAGAGGAAUCUACCUUCUCCUGAGUCAGACCCUUGUUCUAGCUCAGCAUUACCUAAACUGUCUGGCAGCAGCUCUCCAGGGCUUCAGGCAGGGGAAACUCCCAGCCCUACCUGAAGAUGCCAGGGCUUGAGACCUUCUCUCCCACUGAGCUAUGACUCUUUUUGCGAGAGGGAUCAGAUGGGUAGGCUGUUUUCUUCUAUGGAGACUAGCAGCAGCUCCCGAGGGAGGCUUACCGCAAGCUUUGGAGCUGAUUACACAAUUAAAAAUGUUCAGGAUGUGUCAUCUCAAAGGUAAGAUCCGCCUCACUAUCUAAUGUCAGGGCUGGCCGUGACACCCCCCCCCAACCCUUCAUUCCUUUCCUUCUCACUCCCACCGCAUUGACUUCUGCUGCAUAGCAAGGUCUGCUGUUUUCAGAAAACAAAUCCUCUUUGCAAUGGCCAGGACAGAGAGACUAUAUCAAGCAAUUGUCUCUGAGCUUUGAUCAGCGUCUUCCCAUGUCUCUCUCUUGCUUAGUGCCAGGCCCAUCCUGCAAUCUGAGGAUCUGUUGAGCCCUGGCAUUUCUGUAGAAGCAAGCAAGACGGGAUCUCUCUAGCAGAAGUUGCAAAGGCUGCUCUCAGCUGCCCUUGUUUAUCAGAGAGGCAUGAAAGACAGAAGACUUGCCUUUUGCCUCUUCCCCACCCCCCACCCUCCCACUUAUCUGGGGCUGUGAUUUCCAUGGCUCUAGAGAAGCCGCAAAAAAUAUUUCCUGAGCAAAGAAGGUUUCCUGCUGACCCACGUAGCCCAUCCAGAAAUGCUGACCCAGGGUCAAACCACAUGUUACGUUAAGCCUGUAAGUAGCGAUGUGCAGUCUUUGCUGAACAGCAGUUGGAGGGGGCUGAUCAGGAUCGGGACCACCGAGCGGGAAAGCAAGGGAAUGACAUCCUUUACCUGCCUUAGGGCCCCAGUCCUCAUCAUCUCUUCCCUGCCUUGCCUCCCUCAAGGCUAUUAUUUAAGAAAGGAAAACAAGCAUGCAAUAGCUAGCUGCAUGCUUGCUAUAAGGUACCAUUUGGCCCUAAGCAGAAACCCAAACUCUUUCAGAUGUAGGCAAACUGGAACUUGCUAGAGUUUAGCCCUGCCUCUGAGUAUGUGCAGAGUGCAUUUUUCUCAUCACCAAUUACAUGCUCUUCAACCAUCCCAUUUUAAGUGGAGCAUCCUGGAAUUACAGAAGACAUCCUGACUUCUGGUUAGAUCCUGGAAUGUCCCGCUUUUUGGUCCAACGCUUUGGCGCAAGCAGAGUGCCAGACCAAAAGAAGCUCACGAAAGUCACCUGGCUCCCACGAGAGCUUGGAACUAAAAAACAAGUGUCCCAAUUUUGAUCAGCGGGAAGUUGGAGGAUAUGCAAUUAACCACAGAGAGGCACUGUAUGUCUAGAAUGAGGAUGGAAUGGCUUCCAGGCAGGUUUUCGAUCCCUGGGGGGAAGAAGAAGGACACUCUGCACAUGACCUUUAGGGGGAUGCCUAUGCUAUGUUUUUUCUACUGUUGUACACGCUCAGCAAUUUAUCAGCUGCACUAUUAAGAGCAUAGGAAGCUGGCUUAAGCCCUGUCCGGUCAUUGGGCCAUCUAGCUGUGUGUUGCCAAAACUGAUGGCCAGCAGCUCUUCAGGGUUUCAGGGGCAGAGAAGUCAUUCCCAGGCAUACUUGGAGACUGAAUCUGGAACCUUUUUGCAUCCAAAGCAUGGGCAUUUGUCACUUGAUGUGGCCCUGCAUGUAAUGUUUUUUGGGUGUUUUUGUUUUUUAAAAAACCAACCAAUGCAAAGAGGCCUGAGACAGACUGGGACCAUGGCAGCCCACCCAGCCCACGCUCUAAUCCAUUGAAAAUCCAUUUCCUACCAAUGGAAGCUUUCAUCCACUUGCAAAUAGCAAUCCAUGGAAGAGAGGGAAUGCAAUUCUCAUUGGGGCUGUGGCAAGGGCAAAUAUUUAAAGCCCGCUAACCCCAGACUAACGUCCCAAUUCAGGGGGGGGGGGGAGAAAAAGAGGGCUUGUACUGUAUUUUCUUUUCCUUAGCAAAAAGGCCAAACAGCCCAAGUCAUUCCUUGCAUCAAACACCGUGUCUAGUUUGGCUCUAAUGCUGAGCAACUCCUGGGAAAACUGGUCCGUUAUCCCACCCCCACCCCCACCCCAUAACCCCCACCACUUUGUCUCUUCCUGGCAGAGUUUUUUGGGGGGCAGACCACAAGCCUGGCGCCUUUCUGCCAGCAGAGAGAGGAGAGAGACUCAGUGUUUUGAAUGAGAAAGGAGCCCUUUGACAGCCCUCUCCCCCAUCUCUUCCCCUCCUGCUCCUCUCUCCAGCACCCACCCUGCUUCCAGCUGUUUCCACCCAGGGCUCCAGAUGCUUCUCAUUACCCUAACUGCAACCAGGCGGCCUCCGGCGCGCCUUUCCCAGAGAUGUUAUUUAUUUCUUUUCAUUGUUUUUCUUUCUUGAAAUGUGAUGGUGACUGGGGGUGGGGGGGAUGGAGAGGGCAGGGGAGAGAGGGAAGGAGGGAGAUGGAGGAAGAACGAAGGGGGGGGCAGAGCGGGGGGGGGAUGUUUGCUGCCCUGGAAUCCACAGCAGUGGAUUUCAUCAGUCCUCGCUCUAACAUGUCCAACAGAUGGGGAUUUGGCUGGCGAUCAGCUGCCUAAAUAGGAAACCAGGGUUGGCUGACGGCACAAAGCUCUGCUCUGGGCUUGCUUAAUUGCUCCUGCUCCUGCGGAUGCUCUUCUUGGAGGGCUGGAGCUUCAUGAGAAACUCGCUGGGUGGGGUGAGGAGUCAAAGGAGCAAAGGGGAGAAAGCUUAUUUACAAACACUUUCCGUUGUGCAAAGGAGAGAUGGGAAUGACCUCGCAGGGCCAUGGGACCCUCGCCGGCUUCUCUGGAGUAGAGCCAGCACAGUCUCAUUGACAGACGCUGAGGCUGCCUGGGGGCCAUUGUUUUCUCAAUGGAGCAAUGAGAGCAGCCCCCGCUCGAGUGAACUCCGUGUUCCCCAGGCACCUGACACAGCUCUGCCCCUUCCUAAGCCCACUUCCAGUCCCAGUCCCUUCUUUGAGGGAGGCUCAGAGGAGGACGGCAAGGGGAAAGGGCCUUUUCAGCGGUGGCUCCCUGUUUAUGAGAUGACCAGGAAAGGAACGGGAAAUAAAACCGCAGCUAUCGUAACGACAUUAUGCAAAUCUGCGGCAUGACCGCAUUUGGAAUGCUGUGUACGGUUCUGGCUGCUUCAUCUAAAAAAAGAAGAUACUGCCAUGUUGCAAAGGGUUCAGAAGAGGGAAACCCAAAUGAUCCAGGGGUUGGAGCUACUCUGAAGAAAGCCUUCAGAUUCUGGAACGUUUAAGUUUAGAGAAAAGGCACGUAAGAAGUGACACGGUAGAAGUGAUGCAUGGAGAAAGUGAAUAGAGAAAGUUUCUCUCUCUCUAGUGGACAUUGAAUGAAGCUGAAUGUUAGAGAAUUCUGGAUAGGUGAAAGAAAGUAUUUAUUCACGCAGGGCAUGGUUAAAACUGUGGAGCUCACUCCUCCGGGAGACAGUGAUGACCUCCCACUUAGAUGGCUUUAAAAGAGGACUGGACAAAUUCAUGACGGAGAAGGUGGACUGGCCCCCUGCUGAAAAAAAUGCCAACCCCUGUCGUUCAGUAUCCAGGCCAGGCUAUAGUUGCUUAUAUUGAAACCACAGCCUGCUGUUCUUUUUCCUCCUUAAGGAAAGCACUCCUCACUUUCUCCACCUUCUGCCCUCUUUCCAGGCCAACUUGCCUUUGCUGCAGCGCGAGCUCCUCCACUGCGCCCGCAUGGCCAAGCAGACACCUGCACAAUACCUGGCGCAGCACGAGCAGCUCCUCCUGGAUGCCAACGCCUCCUCCCCCAUCGACUCCUCAGAGCUGCUCUUGGAGGUCAACGAGGGGGGCAAAAGAAGGACACCAGACAGGUACAGGCCUCUGUGGGAAAAAAGCAAGGGCGGGAUUGGACAGAGUUGGUGUGCUAGGCUGGGUGGAGGCUUGGCCCCAACAAAUUCCUAUUUAUUGGGAACGUUUGCAGGCUGCCUUUCGAUCAAAGGAUCUCCAAGGCAGCUUGGAGCAAGAAAUGCAAAAUGCAGGAAACCACUCUUUUGCGCCUUUGGCUCAGGCUUUGCCAAUCUGGUGCCCUCCAGAUUACAGCAAGGGUGGGACAUUCCCCCCCCCAACCCAAUGGGAGUCUUGGUCCACAGCAUCCUCAACUUUGACUCUGGGGCAAGGAAAGGCAGCAUGCUUUUCUCCAGAUAUUGUGGGACUCCAACUCCCAUCAGCCCCAGGCAGCUUGGUCAAUGGUUGUGGAUAAUGGGAGUUGUAGUCCCCUAACCACAUUAGCACCUAGCUAAUGCCCACCUAGCAGUUCGAAAGCAUGUCAGAGUGCAAGUAGAAAAAUAGGUACCGCUCUGGCGGGAAGGUAAACGGCGUUUCCGUGCGCUGCUCUGGUUCGCCAGAAGCAGCUUAGUCAUGCUGGCCACAUGACCCGGAAGCUGUACGCCGGCCCCCUCAGCCAAUAAAGCGAGAUGAGCGCCGCAACCCCAGAGUCGGUCAUGAUUGGACCUAAUGGUCAGGGUCCCUUUACCUUUAACCACAUUAGCACAGGGCACCAGGUUGGCUGUUCUUGCUCCAAAGGAAGGUGCUAUAUCCAUAGACCCGGACUGUGCUCCUUUCAAAAAGUGGGCCUGGCUCUUGAGGACUGACUGUUAGUUCUGUCCCUGCUGCUACUACUCUGAACUAUUGGUUAAGGAUGCUUGGUUCUGUAAAACCCGUUUGACGCUCCACCCUCUUUCCGGGACAGGACCAAAGACAAUGGCUUGGACCGUGACCCUCUGCACCCAGAACACCUCACCAAAAGGCCAUGCACGAUGAGCCCCGCCCAGCGCUACAGUCCCAGCAACGGGAUCAGCCACCAGCCCAAUGGGCUGCCCCACCCCACGCCUCCCCCUCCCCAGCACUACCGCCUCGAGGACAUGGCCAUAGCACACCACUACCGGGACGCCUACCGGCACCCUGACCCUCGGGAGCUGAGGGAACGCCACCGGCAAGCUGGUAAGUGGCAGGGGGGUGCUGCCUAUUUCUGUUCUGUGCCCAUCCCAUCCAGUUUUCACAGUAAUCUGUGUAUUAUUAUUAUUAUUAUUAUUAACGGUUCAAAAAAAAUUUUUUUACCAAUAUCUUUUUUAAUUUUUAAUUUUACCACAGAAAACGUAUUUGCAAACUUAUUUUAACUCACAGAAUCAUAGUAUUGUAGAGUUGGAUGGUCAUCUAGUCCAACCCCCUGCAGUGCAGGAAUCUCAAUGACAUUACAUGACAUACAAACAAUGCUUAAAAACCUCCAAUGAAGGAGAGUCCACUCCUUUACGAAGUAGUCCAUUCCACUGCCGAACAGCUCUUACCACCAGAAAGUUGUUCCUAAUGUUUAGUUGGAAUCUCCUUUCUUGAAAUUUGAAUCCAUUGGUUCAGGUCCUACUCUCCGUAGGAGCAGGAAACAAGGUUACUGCAUCUUCCUUCAGACAGCCCUUCAAUAGCUGCAGCCGACAAAAUUCUUGCAAGAAUCUUAGCCGACCAUCUCCUAACAAUAUCUGAGGCUACCCUUCCUGAAUCCCAAAAUGGUUUUUGACCUUCUAGGGGGACAGUGGACAUGAUUUUCACCUCUCGACAGCUUCAAGAAAAAUGCAGAGAGCAAAACCAACCCCUGUACAUGGUGUUUAUUGACCUGACUAAGGCCUUUGUCACAGUAAAUCUUAAUGCCCUGUGGACUGUCCUUCUUUAAAAUUGGCUGCCCAGAUAAAUUUGUGGACAUCCUUCGGCUCCUCCAUGAUAAUAUGACAGCAACAAUCGCAGAUAACAAUGGCUCUCAAAGUGAACCAUUCACAGUGGGAUCAGGUGUUAAACAGGGUUGUGUUAUCGUCCUAACUCUAUUUAUUAUUUUCAUCACCAUGAUCCUACACUUUGUCGAAGGGAAACUCCCCACCGGAGUAGAAAUCAUAUAUCGGACAGAUGGAAAGCUCUUUAUUCUGAGCAGGCUGAAAGCAAAGAGUAAGGUUACCAUAACUUCUGUUAUAGAGCUUCAGUAUGCUGAUGACAAUGUAGUGUGUGCACACUCAGAGGAUGACCUCCAAACCAUCCUAAGUAUCUUCGCUGAAGCUUACAAAAAACUUGGCCUAUUGCUUGACAUCCAAAAAACCAAAGUGCUGCACCAACAAGCACAAAACAACCCCUCUGCAGCACCACAGAUCCAACUCAAUGAUGUAACGUUGGAAAGUGUCGAUUGCUUCUGCUACCUGGGCAGUUAUCUUUCCACAAGGGCCAACAUUGAUGCCGAAAACCAGCAUCAAAGUGCAGAGUGUUGUUUGAGGACCAAGACUUUCACAGGGAAACCAAAAUUCUUGUUUACAAAGCUAUUGUACUACCAGCCUUACUGUAUGCUUGUGAAACAUGGACCACUUAUAAACGCCAUCUCCAACUCCUUGAAAGGUUCCAUCAACGGUGUCUCCAAACAAUUUUACACAUCACUUGGGAAGACAGGUGAACUAAUGCCAGUGUACUGGAAGAAGCAAAGAUCACCAGUGUCAAAGCAAUGAUUCUUCAGCCUGAACUUCAUUGGACUGGUCAUGUUGUUCGGAUGCCUGAUUGUCAUCUUCCAAAGCAACUAUUCUAUUCCAAACUUAAAAAUGGAAAGCGUAUUGCUGGUGGUCAACAAAAGAGGUUUAAGGACUCUCUCAAGGCAAAUCUUUAAAAAUGUAGUAUAAACACUGACAACUGGGAAACAAUGGCCUGUGAGUGCUCCAAGUGGGGAACAGCCUUUACCAAAGGUGUCAUGGACUUUGAAGACACUUGAACUCAGGAUGAAAGGGAGAAACGUGUUAAGAGGAAGGCUCAUUUGGCAAACCCUCACCAUGAUCAACUCCCAUCCAGAAACCUAUGUCCCCACUGUGAAAGAACGUGUGGAUCCGGAAUUGGCCUCCACAGUCACUUACGGACUCAGUGUUAAGACCAUGUUCAUGGAAGACAAUCUUACUCGGCUAUGAGUGAUCACCAAAGAUGGCUAUCCUAUCAUCUCUCAGUCUUCUUUUCUCCAAGCUAAACAGUCAACUCAUUUGACUAUUCCUAAGACUUUGUUUCCAAACCCUUCAUAAUCUUGGCCACCCUCCUCUGCACACAUUCCAGUUUCUAAAUAUUCUUCUUAAACUGUGAGGGAUUGACCAAGCCAAAACAGAGUGGUACCAUUACUUCCCUUGAUCUGGACACUUUACUUCUGUUGAUGCAGCCUAGAAUAGUGUUAGAUUUUUUUGCUGCUGCAUCACACUGUUGACUCAUGUUAAGUUUGUGGUCUACUAAGACUCCCCCAGAUACUUUUCACAUGCACUGCUAUCAAGCCAGGUGUCCCCCAUCCUAUAUUUGCACAUCUAACUAUUCCUGCUUAAGUGUAGAACCUUACAUUUGCCCCUGCUGAAAUUCAUUGUGUUAGUUUUGACCCAGUUCUCUAUUCUGUUAAGGUCAUCUUGAAUCCAUCUCAGUGUAUGUAUUCCUGAAUGUACUUUACCAUAAAAUCCAUAUUACUAUUUUUAAAAAAAAAUGCAUUUGGGGAUGUUUUUCAGCUGAGAACUGUAUAGCAACAUUUGGAAGGGUGUGAAAUCUGAAGGGUAAUGAUGUUCUGAUCUGUGCAUUAGUUCAGGAGGUACAAAUUGGUUUGCUUAACAACUUGACCAAAUGAAAUUCUCCUCCAUCCUUAGAUGAGGCAUGGGACAUCUGUCACAGAGUGUCAGCCAGAAAGAGAUAGGAGACAAAUUUACUGUAGAUGCAUGUCCCUUGAAGCGAUGUGGUCUUAAAGGUACGUGUCGCUAUCCAUUCCUAGCCAGGCUGAGCCCACAGAAGGACUUGGAGGAAGCAGGUCUAGCAAGUGGAAGGACAUUAGCAUGCUUUGCAUUAAAAAGACCCAGGUUCAAUCCUCAGCAUCCCAUCCCUGCCUUAUGUCUUGAGCUGAUAGCCAGAGUGGGCAGUUAGCCGGCAUUUCUAAUCCAAGUUCAAGAACCACAGAGCAGAGAAUGAGGGAGCCAGAGGCCGGUCUUUCAGUACCCUCGGCCAAUCACAGGAUGGAGACAACCCCUUUGGGGAUUAACACCCUCAUGUUCCCCAAUGCUUGCUCCUGAAGAAGUGGUCGAAAUACCAGGUGCCAACCAGAGGACUCUGCUUUUAAGGCUCUGGAUGCCUGAGAAAAGAGGAGGAGCCUAGAUGGGGCACUUGGACCCAGGAGCUGCUGUGUCCCCAUGGAUAAGGAUGGGGGGGGGGAAUUUGAUUCAGUUUGCAUUUAAAGGCAAGUCUACCCAAUCUGCACUUUCUAAAACAGAAUGCAGACCAAAAUGUAGCUGAAUUUUGCAGUGCAGUUCUCCAGCUGAGCAACGUGUGCAAAAAUGCAUGUGCUGGGGUAAAGUCUGCAUAUAAAUGCACACAUUAGUGGAAAUAACCUUUUCCUUUGCAAAAAAAAUGUGUAUAUUAGGCAAAACAGCAUUCAGAAAUGUAUAUUCUGAACUAGGAUAAAUUUACACAAGCGAGCUGGUAAGUUUUCAUGAUAACUUUUUUCUUUUUUCUUUUUAUUAAUUUACAAUAUCAAGCACCAAUAAACAAACAAAAAGAAAACACAUGAUAAACAAAAUCAAAAGAAAAAAACAUCAAAAACAUAGCAGGUAAAGAAAAAGAAAAAAGAGAAGACCACACUGCAAAGUAAAAGACUAAACAACACAACAAUGAUUGACUUCCCUUCAUCUCGGUUUUGGACUAUGUUACAAAAUGUUUUCUUACUGCAGUUUCACUUUCUUAAUCUUUUUACGUCACAGGAUGAUAACUUUAAUAUAUUGCAAACUGAAGUGCAGAGAGCUGAACUUAGAUCUGCGAAAGUGAGAAACAGAGAAAAACUGAAUUGGCAUAUUGACCCAUCCCUACCUGUGUGUGCCCUAUAUGUGUGGGUGUGUUGCGGGUGUGUCAUGUGGGGUGGCCAGGCCCACCCCCUGCAACUGCUCUCAAGGGCCUGAUGCCAAAAGUUUGCAGUGCCACCUACCUUCCUGAUUGGUGAUAUUUUCCUCUUCUCCCUUAAGCUGUGCACAGUUCCCGGCAAGAGGAAGUCAUCGACCACAGGCUAACGGACAGAGAGUGGGCCGAGGAGUGGAAGCACCUCAACAAUGUAUGUACCAAAUCCCACCGCAUGACUUGCGGUGGCUGGGAUGGAAUCUGGGUGUGGGGCAGAGGCUGUAGCGCAGAUCUUUGUAUAUAAACGUAUUGAUUGUCAAGACCUAUGCCCUUGCUUUCCGAUCAAACAAUCCCUAGGGAGGCUGGCAACAGAUUAGGAUAACACCGGGAUGAAACACACCAAACAAUUAACUGGACAGAAAUUGGCAGCAGAGCGGCGUCACGUGAUAAAGCGGCAUAAUUAUAUCCCUAGGACAGCUUGAGCAAAUAAAACAGUUUUGCCUGCUGAACCCCUAGGGGAGGGAAGUGGCUGAUACACAGCUGUGCUCCAGAAGGAUGCUGCAUUGGCACAGGGGCCACAGAGAUAAAGACCCUUCCCUUGGUAUUGGCUAGCAUCCAGUCACUUGUGCACUUUGGACUUUUUCACUGCUAAUUCUUGCCAGGGUGGCAGGCAAGCAAGAUGUCCCUGUGCCUUGGAGAAGAUUUGCUGGCCAAUUGACAAAAAGAACCCGUUAGCUUUGCUCUUCCAGGUACCAUCCACCGGCUGGAAAAGUGGAGGUGUGUAGUGGUUAGAGCAGCAGUUCCCAGACGUUCUCAGGCCACCAUCCCCUCGGUUUCACAAACUCACCCCUGGGGCCCCCAACUCCACCCUAUAAAAAGCAUUAUUCAGAAUAGCAGGAUAAUAACACAGUAAAAUUCAAAAAAGUUAUAAUGAAUUGCACAUUUAUUCGAAAUCCAAUUAAAACUAUUCAGUUUAAUUAAUUCAGCAAAACUGCUGAACUUGAUCCAGUGAUACCAGCUUUUCAGAGUCUUAAAGUAGUUUAUUUUUGUUAUUUAUUAAUAUUGUCAUAAUUCUUAUUAUGACUUUAUAUUGGAUCGGAUUGUUACUAUUAAUGUUUGAUGUUUUAUUAUGUUUUUAUAUGUGUUGGAAGCUGCCCAAUGUAGCUGGGUCAACCCAGCCAGAUGGGCAUGGUAUAAAUAUAUUAUUAUUAUUAUUAUUCUUAAUAAUAAUAAUAAUAAUUUAUUUAUUUAUUUAUUUAUACCUCACCUUUUUCCCUGAUGGGACUCAAGGCAGUUUGCAGAUUAAAAACAAGAACCGCUAAAAACACAGGGGGGGAAUCAUUAAAAAACAAUUCAAACUAUAUGCACAUAUACAAACUAUUAAAACCAUACAGAUAAUUACAAAGAAAACAGCACAGCACCAGCCCUUUCAUAUUCACACCUCCAACACCCCCCCGCCACCUGCUUUCUUUUUAGUGCCCCCCUAAGUAAUCCCACCCCCACUUAGGAAACCACUGGGUUAGUGUGUUGGAUUAGGACCUGGGAGACCAGGGUUCAAAUCUCCACUGGGCCAUGAAACUCACUGGGUGACCUUGGGCCGGUCUCCAUCUCUGAGCCUAACCUACCUUACUUCCCCAAUGUUUUGGGCUACAACUUCCAUCAGCCAUGGGGCUGAUGGGAGUUGUAGUCCAAAACAACUGGAUUGUGCCAGGUUGCCCAACGCUGUCCAGGAGAAUUCUCUUGUCACACAUGCGCACACUCACACCCAUGUAUGUAAGCUUAGUUUCUUAAGUCCCAUAUUUCUGCAUGUAUUAUACUCUUAGGUUCUGGCAGCGGAUCAUUUACUUUUAAUAAUUUCUAUUCGGUGUUUUAUUUCUCGGGGGGGGGGGUGGGCAGAACAAACACCAAAAUAAGCCCUCCUACAAGCAAUAAAUAAACUGUUAGCAAAUGCUAAAGCAGAUUAGGCAAAAGACAGUAAUAGACAAUAAAAAUAGCACACAAAUGAACAAACGGCAGCAGCCUAACAUAAACUUUCGAGGAGGAAACAGCAGGAGCAACUCAACUUGGCCACAUUAUUUAAAAUAGGAUCAAAGUGAUCUUUCAAAAGGAAAAUGUAUUUUUUUCUGGAAAAGGAGGUAGGCGAGAUGGAGGUGGCUGUGACCCAUAUGGAAACCUAUAUGCAAAGCAGAUGGCUUCCCUGCCAAAAAAAAAUUAUCCUGAGAACUAUAGUUUUCAUGGGUGCUAGGAACUGUAGCUCUGUGGGUGAGGAAACUAUGGUUCCCAGGGUUCUUUGGGUGGAGCCAUGACUCUGAAAGUGGUGUGAAUGUGGUUUAAAUGCAUGCUGUGGAUGCAGUUUUAGUUCUCACCGUCCUCACAGCAACCCUGUAAAGUAGGCCACCACGGCCUGUGGGGAAAUGGAGGUUGAUGGUGCCUGGGCAGAGCUAGCAGGUCAGGGCUAUGGAGGGUGCCCCCAUCCCAGGCUACCCAAGAUCUUAUGUUGUGGCCUUCCACCCAGCAGCUGCUGAAUUGCAUCAUGGACAUGGUGGAGAAGACCCGCCGCUCGCUCACCGUGCUUCGCCGCUGCCAGGAAGCCGACCGUGAGGAGCUGAACCACUGGAUCCGUCGCUACAGCGACGCCGAGGACAUGAAGAAGGGGCCCAGCCCUGCCACGCGACCUCACAAUAGCACUGCCAACACUGAGGCGUCCCCUCUAGGUACCCAUGCGAGGGAUAGGCUGGGCUCCUAAGCAUUCGGCCUGGUUUGUUUUUUGCUGGGCGACUACACGAUGUUAGCUAUUGAAUGAGCAUUUCCCGUUACAGUGGUACCUCAGGUUACAAACGCUUCAGGUUACAGACUCCGCUAACCUAGAAGUUAGGUUAAGAACUUUACUUCAGGAUGAGAACAGAAAUCACACAGCGGCAGCGGGAGGCCCCAUUAACUGAAGUGGUUAAGAGUAGUUUCAGGUUAAGAAAGGACCUCCGGAACAAAUUAAGUUCUUAACCAGAGGUACCACUGUAUUUGUUGGUAGGGAGGCUAGAUGACGUGGCCUCAAAGCGAGACUCAUCCCACGCUUCCCGGUUCCUUUCCCACCUGUUGCAAAAAGUCCAGUCUCUGAGGGAAGCGGGUUUGUUCUGCAGGAGCUGCAAAUCAGCUUUAAUUGUGCAGAUUGAAUAUGCAGGGAUGUGAUUGAAUCCCACCACCAAAAUAGUGACAGGCUGGAAGUGCCCCAAGUCAAGGGAAGUGCAGCUGCCUGGCAUGUAGAAAGUCCCAGGUUCAAUCCUUGGCAGCCUCUCCUGGUAGGUCUGGAAGCAAUUCCUGCCUGCAACCCUAAAUAGCUGCUGCCAGUUGUGUCAGCAACACUGAGCUAUUUGGAGCAAGGACCUGACUUGGUAUAAAACAGCUUCCUAUGUCCAUCUCUGCCCAUCUUGUCCAGUGCUGCCUGCUCAGACUGGCAGUGGCCCUCCAGGAUCUCAGGUUUUUUUUUUUAAAAAGUCACUCACAUCACUUGCUACCUGAUGCCUUUAAACUGGAGGUGACAUAGAUUUGAACGUGGGACCUUCUGUAUGCCAAACAGGUGCUCUGCCCCUGAGCUAGUUUCCUUCAGCUUCCAAUCCACCUCUCCAACAUCUGUCAUGACUGCAUCAUAAACAGAGAACCUAUGGAUGAAAGAGAGGAUGGAGAGAAGCUUUUCUCCCUCUGUCACAGUACAGGAAUCUGGGGAUCACCCAAUGAAAGGAACGAGGAGGUUACAGGUGGACCAAAGGAAGUACUGCUUCACAAGUAACUUGUGGAACUCACUGCCACAAGGGCCGGUGAUGGUGGCCACUGCCUUAAAUGGCUUUAAAAGAGGGUUAGGCAAAUCCGUGUCAAUGGCUAUUAGUCAUGAUGCCUGCAUGGAAUCUCCACAUUCAGAGGCAGUUUGCCUCUGGAUAUAUUUCUUUUAUUUGAGUCCAUUCAUUGCUACUAGAUGAUAGGCAUUGAAAGAAAUCAGGGAGGGCUGUUGCCUUCCCUCCCCACCACUGGGCUUCCUGGACAUAUAUGGCUGGCCACUGUGGGAUGUAAGAGUAGAUGGGUCCUCAUCUGGUCUCUUCCAGCAAGACUCCGCUAACAUUCUCAGUCUUGCUUCCUUGACUAAUCCCUGCCAUCCCUCUUCCUCACUGCAUGGCAUUUUGAGCCACUGACUUUGCACAGGGGCAGAGGGGGCCCCUGCCAUUAAACUAGCUUCCAUCCACCAUUAGCUUUGGGGGCAGAUAGCCCUGUACCAAACAGCUGGACGCACAGUCAUAACUUAAGCAUGCCCCAUCCCCCUGCUAGACAGGUGUAACAGAUAGACAGGGCCACCUGUCUGUCAGUCACCUGGCAUUUUGCACAGGUCUGUGCUCUGAGCUUUGCAAGCCCCAAUGAUCAGCUGCUUCUUAGUGCUUGCAAAUCACAGUGCAAUAGGGCUUGGGAGGGAAUUGGCCCACUUGUGUCUUUACCUGUUCCACAUAUGAUGCCAUACGUGGCAUCAGGUGUCGAGAAGGUAAGUGUAGAGGCCAGAGGCUCUCCCACGACUGAUCUGCUGAGGAUCUUGCUAGGCUUUCGUGUUUUGUUUUGCUUUUAAAUCAAGUCGAAUGUUUAGCAUUUCUUAACAGCAUUUUCUCCAUCUGUCUUUCUCCCAGAUGCUCACCGCGAGUUUGUAUCCAGGCCCCUGUCUGGCUACAUGCCGGAGGAAAUCUGGAGGAAAGCUGGUGAGUUUUUUGGGAAAUGAGGAAAUAGUUUAAGAACAAAACUAACUCCUGCACUACAUAGCUGGAGGCAGAAAUCAUCGAAUCCAUCAGUUCCUAGAUCCCUACUGUGAUCCUGGUCAUUUCCCCUAGUAUUUACACAAUCUUGGAAGUUAAAUGCAAAGACACAUUCAGUUACAGACCCCUCAGGAUGGCCAAGUGUCCUAAUUUGCAGAGGACGGCCGUCUGUUUGAAGGCCUGUCCAGUCUGAGUCCCAUUUAAACCUAAGGAAGAGCGGCGAGCUGCCCGCCAACAUUGGAGUUCCUGGGCUGCAGAUUAAGUGUGCCGCCCCUUGCUUAGCGCCCCCUACAUGACUCCCGCCUUGCCCUGUGCUCUUCCUUUCAGAAGAAGCUGUGAACGAGGUGAAGCGGCAGGCCAUGUCCGAGCUCCAGAAGGCCGUGUCCGACGCGGAGAGGAAAGCCCACGAGCUGAUCACGACGGAGCGAGCCAAGAUGGAGCGAGCCCUGGCAGAAGCCAAGCGCCAGGCCUCCGAGGAUGCGCUGACCGUCAUUAACCAGCAGGAGGACUCCAGUGAGGUAGUGACACCCUCUCCCAACGUGGAUAUUGACACCAGAGUAGUGGGCUGGAAACAGUGAGGACGGUCCUUUUUUCUUCCCCCCCUAACUUUCCGUUCCUUAAAUGUAUGACGUUGAGCUCCAUCUGGACCUGAGCCAAAGCCCAGUGCGAAUGCAGCCAGAGGGAGAGACUGCCCGUGCGCUCGGUGGCCCCGGUGAAGAGAGUAUAGAGAGCCCCUUAGCCCCGCGCUUGUCUUUCAGUCCGCGCUGAUCUGUGUGCUUUCGCCUUCUCCUGCAGAGCUGUUGGAACUGCGGGCGCAAGGCAAGCGAGACCUGCAGCGGAUGCAACACGGCGCGCUACUGCGGCUCCUUCUGCCAGCACAAAGAUUGGGAGAAGCAUCACCACGUGUGUGGGCAGACUCUCCAAGGCCUCCCGGCCUCUGCCGGGGCAGCCUCUUCGGGGCUGGGCGUAGCGUCGGCUCAGCCAGACGUGGUGGCUGUGAGUACCUCCAUCACCAGCGUAGCCGUGGCGGGAAGCCCCAGCGAUUCCGGCUCGGCCGCCGCCUCGCGUUCCGGCACGCCGGCCACGCCGGCUCCUCUGGACACGGCGUCCCGCUAA